CAGAGACUGAAUCCAGACCAGAGUUUCAGUCCCUCUUUUUUUUCUCUCUCUCCUCUUUCUCUCACCCCCCUCUCGCCUCUCUCACACCCCCCUCUCCUCUUUCCUCUCCCUCUCCCUUUCACUAAUUUAUCCCGAUGUUAGCACAUUCUGUCUUGUUACAACCGGACGCCUGUAGGUUUGUUCAUUGGGAUCAUUACUUAACUGAUCAGGAUGGCCCUGGAAUAUCUUUUUAAAGGAGAGACGUGAUUGAAGUGGUGUCAAGAAAAAUAAUACAACUUUUUUUUUUCCUACAGAUUUUUUUUUUUUAUUGGAUGGCAUUAUAUUUUGGACAUGGGUUGCUGGUUUAGAUUGUGAAAUAAUUUCUCCUUGUCUGCAAUGUGAAUUCUAAUCUGCAUGUUUUAAACUACAAGAAGUGAAUUACAGGCAGGAAAGAAGACAAUUUUUCAUGUUUUUUAUUUUUCUAUUUUUUUCAAGUGCUAACUGAGGAAAUUGUGGAUUACAUGACUUACCCUGUAGUCGAGGUACAGUACAUGACUUGUUUACUCCCUGAACAUUUUUGGUGUUUAAAAAUGAGGCAUGGAGUUUGUACUGAGCUUGCAGGAUUUUAUCUUGAUGUAAAUAUUAACUAAAAUAACAACACAGGAGUGGGAAAAAGGUAAGAAACAUGCCUGCAUUUUUUUUUUUUUGUAAUCUAACCUGGUGUUGUCUAUUCUGUGUGUCCUGUAAAAAAUCCUUUUAGCACAUCUUUGUCAAACACUGGCUCAUUUGCGGUGAAUGAGGCCACCUCGGUGUAGAGCACUUAAAGUGUAUGUCUUAAUCAGUUUCCUGUGCAGUCAGUAAUGUUGUAUUUAACACAGCUUUCCUCUGCAGUCUGAUCACAGUGAGCAAUUGCUUUUUAUUUCUCAUACUAGGCAGAUCAUUUUAUUUAUAUAAAGAAUUACAUAUGAAAAUUACAUAUGAUUUAAAUAUAUUAUUAUUAUUAUUAUAUAUAAAGAAUGAAUUAACAUUUUAAUCAUACUUGGCAUUUUGAUCAUUUUUUUUUAGUUAUCAUUGCACAUCACUAUAAACAUGAGGUUAUAUGAAACAAUGAAACAACAGGAAAUAAUCACAUUCAGUCUCUGUAGCAUCUAAAAAUAAUUAUCGCUUCCAUCUCUGUGUUAUUACGUUGUUGUAAAACCCAUAUAAUUGUUUUUUCUCUUUCCCACAGGAGGUGUAAUUGAAUUAAAUAAAAUUGCAUUUGGACAGUUUUUGGGAUAUACAUCACACGAGAAAAAAAAGACAAGAGGAAACAUUUUCUGGGAAUACAGUGGUUUAUGCUAUUCUUUUUUGGAUUUAUUUUUUAUUAUUUCAGACUAUAGGACAGCAACCCAACUGAGCUAAACGAAUGUCCUCUUUUCUACAUAAAGAAGUUCAUUGGAAUUUAAUGCCACAAAUCUCAUCUUCAGGAUGUCAUUGAGUACGACUUCUAUAGGGAAAGGUGUGGAUCCUAACGCAGUUGAUGUAUAUGACAGUGGGGAUGACUGGGAAAUUGGUGUUGGUAAUUUAAUCAUUGAUUUGGAUGCUGAUUUGGAAAAAGACAGACAGAAAUUUGAAAUGAGCAACUCUACAAACAGUGGUUGUGUUUCAAAGGACAGUGGACAUGGCUUGUCAUCUAGUGGACCUGUUAACUCUACCUCCUCUACCUUAGUGGACAGCCUCAAAUUUGCUUCUAUGCAGCAACAACCAUCAACCCCCCAAGGGAAUGGCCACAAAGAGACUAGCAAAUCAAAAGUGAAAAGGAGCAAAACUUCUAAGGAUUCUAAUAAGCUAUUGCCUUCUGCAUCUUUGUAUGGGAUUCCAGAGAUUAGCAGCAGUGCUGGCAAAAGGCAGCAGGAGGCAGGACGCUUUGGGGAGGUGGCAUCCACAGUUAGCAUGAGUGCAACACUGUGCCAUGGUACCAAUGGAGUUGGCCUUACUGGUAACCCAUCUUGUGGGAAAAGCAUCAAAGAGGAGAAAACAGGGGGCAAAAAUCAGAGCACCAGGGGCUCAAAAAGGGAUAAAGAGUCUGGAAAGUCAAGAAAGGACAACAGCAACAAGUUAUAUGACAUUGGGCAUCCUAACACUGGAGUAAACAGCCAAGCAGUCGUGCAUUUGUAUGGAUUUGGAAGUGGCAAGGCCUCUGGGAAUGUCAGCCCUUUUCACUGUGGCAAUAGCUUGGCUGGAGAGUUAACAAAAAAUGCACUUGAUUCAGGGAAUAUGGUGAACACUGCACUGGCUAAAAAAGAAGAGGAGGAUGAAGAAAGCCAUAGGCGAAACAAGAAAUUAAAGACUGAAAAGGUAAAUAAAUUCACUUAUUAGCCUUGGCAUACAAAUAUUUUAUGUUGCUCAUGCACCCAUCUGGAAUGCAUAUACUCUAAAAAUAUAUUUCCAGUACAUUUUGCCCUUUAUUUCUUGGUUUGUGUUACAGUCCAAUGUAUGAUUUUGUUCCCUGAUAGAAUCACCUCGAGGUAUGUCCUAUUCUUGCUUAAGGGAGUACAAGUAUUUUAAACUUUAACCUCGCACCCUCCCACAUCUUCCUGCAGGGUGAAGCUCAGUGUAAAUGCGAGACACGUGUUUGCAAAUACUCAAUAAGAAAGAUGUUGGCCUUUUUCCCAAUCUUUUAUUUAUUGCACUGGGAAAUACACAUUCCAUUAUGCAAUAUUUCCCUACAUAGGCUAAACUGGAUGUCUACAUUUACCGGUCACAUUGUUUAAAUAUCAAGAUUUAAAGCUUCAUUUUUUUGUCCUUCAGCUAUUUCUAACUGCUUUUUGUAUUAGUUAUCAGGGUAAUUAGUGGUUUUGUUUCCUGAGACUAUCUGGUGUUCAUUCAAGCUACUGUACUACCCUCCCCCACACUCUACUGCAUUUAGCAGCCAGAUCUAUUUGUACAACAAGCAAGAGUUUAAACUACCAGUGAGGACUGACAUAGUUACAAUAAUCAGUGCUGUUUGGUCAUAGGGUGGGGGAGGUGUUUUGUGUAUCCUCUUCCACUGGAGCCAUGUAGCAGAUACUAUUGCAGAGUGGAAAAAAAUCAUUUUCCUUUUUUUUUCUUUUUUUUUUGUUGUUGUUGUGUGUGAUAGAGGAUGUAACCAGAGAGCUAUUUCAAAUAAUGCAAGGCAGCACUGUUUCAGGUUCUCCUUUGAUUUGAACCAGUCUGUCUUGAACUGCCUGAAUGCUAAGUAGCUUGAAAGCACAUGAACAAAUCAAAUGUUAGGACUGGUUAUAAAGAAUGGCUAUUCUUGCUGCUCAUUGAAGCAGGUUAUUUACUAGCAGUUAUCCAGAGGGCGUAAGGUUUCUCUGGGGAACUAGUGCUUUUGUUGAUUGAUAAUUAAGGGUCAAAUGCAUUCUACAGGCUGUGAACUCGUGUUUUUUUUUUCUGUUCCAUGACAUGAGAAAUCUUGCAUAUGAUAUGUUUAUAUUAUAUUUAAUUAAUUAUACACACACACAUACAUUCCAUAACCAAAAAUACAUACAUGUAUUUCAAUGUGAUAAACAUUUAAUUUCAAAUAUUGUUUACAAUAUUUAAAAGAUAGGUCUGUUAAAAACAAGUUAUGUGUGCACAAGCAUAUAAUGGAUUUACCAGAGUGACAGGUCUGUGGUAUAUUUAUUGGAUCCCUUGAAUCUUUAAGCAUUUGUUUUAAAGAGGGGAGGUAUUGGUACAUAUUAUGUGCCCCUUUAAUCAUACUCUCUAUUGACCUAGAAGCUCAUGGAUAUGUUUUGCUUGGUCUGUUUGUAGAUGACAUAGAUUGAAUGUAAUAUUUAAAAAUUGCCCUUUGCAAUUCUUUUUACAUUCUAACUCUAUAUCCAUUUUUUUUAUUUUUUUUUAGCAGUUUUCAAUAGGUGUGUUUCUUAAUCAACCUUAAUUGUCCAGAUAAAUUGCACUAAUCCAGUGAUCAUAAUGGCCCUGGUUAAAGAGUCAGUUCUUUAAGAUUGGAUUCAGUGGCUUCCUGGAAUGUGGGAGGUACUACCCUUUUGUAUUCCCUUUUAGCCUUUUAAUCUUUCAGCCAAAUGUUCACAUUGAACAAUUUUGUUUAGCUAGCACUCUGUACAUUUCAGUAUCUCAAAGCCUGCUGUCAUGGUAACAAAGAUCAUCAUGCUGUGGUUUCUCAAUGCUGCUAUCAUUUCUUCAGAGAUAAAAUAUGUAUGAGAAUUUGUUCAUUGUUGUAGCUUUAUUAAGGUCAUCGUAAAUUCAAUUGCCUAACACCUUUUAGUAGACCUCUCUAGUACUGAAAGGGUGCAGCGUUGCUUACCAUAAUAAUGGUGCAUUUACAAUUUGCCUCAAGCAAAUAUUUCCCUUUUUCAUUAUCAAAGUAAGAAGCAUAAAACUUCUUGAUACCAUAUUAUAGUUUUCCGAGUCCAAAUCAUACUUAAGAACCCAGUUAAGAUGAAUGAACUUAAAAAUAAGACUUAAAACCACUGGUAUUAUUAUUAUUAUUACAACUGUUGGAAAAUACAAUGAAUAAUAUAUCAGAGACAAUGAUCUAACUGUAUUAUUUAAUCCCUGUAGGUAAACAUGACUUGAGUGCUUGCCACAUAUAACACAUGUAGAGAGGAUGACAAAGUCUCUUUGGUUGUGUUGUUGUCAAGAAAGACUUUUAGCAAUAUAUACUGCUUGCCUCUGGGGCUUAGUGUUUAGAGUAAGUCCCAUAAAGCAGAUAGAAAUCCCAUUAAUAAUCUAUUCUUCAGUGCUAGAUCUGAGAAGGAAAGGCAUUUUUUUCCAAACAUUGCGAUUAAAUGUACUGCUUCAAAACCCUACUUGAUUCCUCAUGUAUGUCACAAUUCAUAAGCAUUUUUAUUUUUACAUUUCAAAAUUGGUGCACAUGCUAGAAUUUUUAGAGCCAGGCAUAUGAUUAAUUAAUUAAAUUGUAAUGUAAUCAUGAGAUGAACAAAUUAUAUUUUUUAUUCAAGUAUUUUCUUUCUCUCAGUUAAUGCAUUUAGUACAGUGCUCUAGAUAGUCUCUUUGAAGGUCAGUAAGAUGAGAUAGAUGAGAUAGAUCCUUUAAGUUGGGCAAUAAUCACAUUGAGACCAAGAAUCUACUGACAAGCUAAAUGUAACUUUCUUGUUAAAUACUUUGUCUAGAAGUUUAGCAAGGAAAUAAUUAAAAGUUGGGUCAAUUGUGGUGCAAAAAUGAUCAUUUACAGAGUUGUGUUUACAAGAUUUAGACACAGGAACCACAAUUGAUUUGUCUAUGACUUGUUUUAAUAGAUUACUUUUAAGAAACUGGCUUUCCUCACAUAUUAAAUGGAAUUUCCUGUAUGCAAUUGGUAUAAAACAAACACACAAUUUAUGUUUGCUUAAAAGUUCUAUAACUUUAUUACCAAGAACAAUUCUCUACUAUUUAUACAACAUGUGUACUUUGACCAACACUCAUCAAAAUAAUUUAUUUAUUUUGAAGGACAGGAAUUUGAACUACUUAAAGAAAGAUAUAUCACAUCACAGUGCUUCCUAAUGACGCCUGAAGUGUUUUUCUUUUUGUUUUUUGUACUUUCAGUGGCAUAUUGGCCAGAACCCCAAAAACAUUUUUAUUUCUUAAAUAUUAAAUGUAAUGAUUUUCUUUAAACACACUCUGUAUACAUUUUAAGAGCUAUUCAAUUAAGAACUGAACUAGUCUAGCAAGACUUACUAAUUCAUUAGUGGGCUUAAUUGUCUCUUUAAAAAAAAUCUUUAAAAUAAGGUUUAGUUUAUACAGAGUAAAGUAAAGGGCCGGAGAGGUCAUUUGCUGUAAUUGAAGGGCAAAGUAUUGAAGCUUGACAGCAGCUAGUUCUUAAAUUUACAUAAGCGAUUUAGCUGUUGAAUGCACUGCUAUAUAUGGGUGUCUAACAAUAAGCCCAGCUCAAGGAUCUUUUUUUUUUUUCAAUGGCAUGUUGUUGUAAUUAGGUGGUGGAAGGCUACUGCAGCUAAUCAAAUUGUUAAACCUUUUAAAAUAUAUUUAUAAACAUAAGUAUAUACACUAAAUUAACUAAACACAUUAACACAUAUAAUUCAUGGCUUGUUAAAUGUAACCUCUCUGACUUAAGUACAUGUUGUGCAGUUAUUCCUUAUACAAAAUGUAUUCUAUUUAUUAUAGAUUCAUAUUAGGUUCAUACAGCGCAGCCCUUGCCCUCGCCAAACAGUCAUACUUUUCCUCUCUCAUUAGUUCAUGCUCCCGCAAACCCAGACGUCUUUUUGACACCUUUAACUCUCUUCUUUGCCCUGCUGUGGUCACUCAUCAAACUAACCUUACAGCCGAAAGCUUUACAUGCUACUUUACCGACAAGAUUGAACAGCUAAGGAAAUAAUUCUUCCCACCAUGCCUUUCUCUUUCUCAACCACACAUUGAUCAUGCCUUUCCUACCCUUUAUACUUUCUCCCCGGCUACUGAACAAGAGGUGGCUGCGCUUCUCCUUUCCUCUCGCCCCACCAUUUGCCCGCUUGAUCCUGUCCCAUCUCACCUUAUCAGAUCUCUCUCCUCUAGUCUUGUGCCUUCCUUAGCACAUAUAUUCAACUGCUCUCUCUUCUGGCCUUGUCCUUGCUGACCUUAAAUAUGCCACUGUAGUACCUAUCCUGAAAAAAAAAAUCUCUCGACCCGUCCUUCCCCUCUAACUAUCGUCCCAUAUACCUGCCCCCUUUUUCCUCAAAACUCCUGGAAAGACUUGUCUUUAUCCAUAUGUCUCAAUCCCAACUCUCUCCUUGACCCUCUCCAAUCUGGUUUCUGCACCAUCCACUCUACUGAGACUGCUCUUAUCAAAGUUACUAACGACCUAAUCCCAGCUAAAUCCAAAGGCCACUACUCCAUUCUAAUUCUUCUUGACCUCUCUGUUGCCUUUGACACUGUUGAUCAUGGUCUACUUCUUCAUACGCCUCAAUCACUCCGUCUCUGUGACUCUGUCCUAUCUUGGUUUUCCUCUUAUCUCUCCCAACGCUCAUUCAGUGUCUCCUUUUCUAAUGAUACCUCCUCCCUUCAUCCUGCCUCGGUGGAGUCCCCCAAGGCUCUGUCCUUGGUCCCCUUUUGUUUUCUCUUUAUACUGCCUCUCUUGGCAAACUUAUUACUUCAUUUGGAUUCCACUACCACCAAUAUGCUGAUGACACCCAGAUAUAUCUUUCCUCCCCGGACCACUCCCCUGCUGUCCUGCAACGUGUCACUGCUUGCCUUUCUUCCAUCUCUGACUGGAUGUCCUCCAGCUUUCUGAAACUAAAUAUCUUAAAAACUGAGCUCCUUAUCUUUCCUCCUCUUAAUACUGAUCCUCAUCUUUCCUUCUCCCUUCAAGUUAGUGGUAUCCACAUCAGUCCAUCCUUGCAAGUGCCUGUCUUGGUGUCCUGCUUGAUUCUGGCCUCACCUUUGAGCCUCACAUCCAGCAUGUUACCACGUCCUGUAGAUUCCAUCUUAAAAACAUAGCUCACAACCACCCCUUUCUUACUCAAGAAGCUACUACGGAGCUUGUCCAUGCUCUAGUAAUUUCUCGCAUGGAUUAUUGUAACCCUCUCCUAAUUGGUCUUCCCAAAAACCGUAUUGCCCUGCUACAGUUUGUAAUGAAUGCUGCUGCCAAACUGAUUUUCCUCUCUAGUCGGUCCUCUCACACCUCACCCAUCUGUUAGUCCUUACAUUGGCUUCCUGUAUCAUAUAGGAGUCAAUUCAAAGUGCUAACCCAUACCUAUAAAGCAUUGACCAAUUCUAGCCCCUCUUAUAUCUCUUCACAGAUGCCCCUUCUCGAUCUCUCUGCUCUGCCCCUUCUCCUGUUCACUGAUCACACACGUACGGCCAACUCAUGCUUGCAGGACUUCUAGCGGGCGGCUCCCUUCCUAUGGAAUAGUCUUCAAUCAUUUAAGAAGUACCUUAAAACCCAUCUCUUUAGUAAAGCUUAUGGCCUCCCAGAGUAACUUCUGCUUCAUAUACCUGUCUCUUGAUCUCUCCUAAAGGGCAGCGCUCUCCUCUCUCCUCCAGCUCUGAUUCACUCCCACCUUAUUUCAUUGCUAUUUCUGGUCCUAUUGUGUUUUAUACCCCACCUCCUAUAGACUGUAAACUCGUUUGCGCAGGGUCCACUUCAACCCAAUGUUCCUGUAAGUUUUCUUGUAAUUGAACUAUUUAUAGUUAAAUCCCUCUUCUUAUAAUAUUAUAAAGUGCUACAGAAUCUGUUGGCACUAUAUAAAUGACAAUAAUAAUAAAAUAAUAAUAUGUCCCUGACUAUAAUACUAUUACUAAAGUAGUAUAUUGCCUGGGUUUUUAUCACUUGUGGCCUUUAAUGUAUAAAUAAAUAUAUUCAACGUAGUGAAUCACUAAUGGGACAUUUCAAAUAAAAAUUUAAAUUUUCUGUUGUUUUUUUUCUUAAACAGUUUUAUCAAGACAACCUUGAUAAAUAAAUAUUAAAUAGUACAGUGUCUUGCCAUACAACAUCCACACCUCAAAAUGGAUUAAAUUUUCAACAAAGGAUUCAAAUCAUCAUAAUGUCUACUUCACUCUCAUAAUGCCACAUGUGAUCUUGAAAUGUGACACACUGUCACUUUUAGAUUUCAACUAUUCUUUCUUCAGGAUUUUAUUACCAGUGUCCUGCUAUUACGUAAACAGUAUGGGGGAGGGGAAAGGGUAAUGGCAUAUGUAAAAACACAGUGUUUUGGGUUUGUAAUCGAGCAAUUGGCAAUAUGCCUGAUAAAAAUUUAAUGUUUGUGCACACUUUAUGUUCCUACUCAGCAGACUUACAUUUUAGUCACUCAUCCAUUACAACUGUGACCUGCCGGCAUACAAGCUUUGAAAAGGAAACAUCAUCUGGCCUUUUGUUUGAGGUCUUUUAUUGAGGCUAAUGACUGGUCUUGUGCCACCCAGAGAUAAAUGACAUUAUCUCUGAGUGGUGUGACAGGCAGCAGACAUGCUAAUGGUAAAGCUACAGGGAAGGUUUUUCAUACUUCUAAGGAAAGAGCAAAAUAGAUACAUUUUUAUGUGACCUAUACCAUGCCAGUUCCUAUAUAUCUGUUUUAUAUACAGUAUAUUUUUUUCGAUACUAACUUUCUGUUAAGAGUUUGGAAGUGUAUAUUUUUUGUAAUAAACAGAUUUGCUCUUGUUGUGAUGUUUUUUUAGCAAGUUAAAUUUGUGCCAACAUUUAUUCACAAGCAGGGUAAUUUGUUACAUUAUUUUUUCAAGAUUAGCAUGUGUUACUUGGUGUUAUCAAGAUUUAUCUCCUUGGACUUUGCGAAAUAGAUAAGGCCUUUAUCACCUUAAAAAAAUAUUUACUGGUUUGUUUCAGAAACCCAUUUUGCACUCCAUAAUAUCAAUAAUAAGAACAAUAAAAAAGUACAAUUUACUGCUGAAAAAGGGUUGAUUUCAGCAGUCUCACUCACAGGUUCAACUUUUACAUAUUUGUAGUAAUAUCUUACUCCAUUUAGACUAACCACUGUUUACCACUAAUUACCUUUUUUUACAGUGAUUUUAAGUAUUUUAUGUUUUAGUCAUUAUAUAUUCUGGAUAUAAACCAAAAAAAAACAACCCACUGACACAGCAUAGUGUUUGUUCACAAAAGACUAUGCUUGCCGCCUUUUAGAUUGUAUACUUGUGUCUUCUUGACAUGUAGUUAGUAUUUUUAUUGUUAUUUAUAAAGUGCUAUCAUAUUCGGCAAACAAAGUAAAUUUUAUGUUAAACUGUCCCUUAUUUGCUGAUAGAUUGAAGAUGCAGAAAAAUUGUGUAAGGAUGGGUCCUGUUUUCUCCUCCUGGGAUCCUAUGCACAUUUUUUAGAAUAAGUUCCAGCAACACUAAUUUACCCCGAGUUGACUUUGUUAGAUGUUAAAAACUGUUUCCCACAUCAGUAUCACAAUGUAAAAUGAGAAGAUUUAUAUAAAAAAAAUCAAAUUGUAAUACUUAUUUUGGGUGGUUUAAUGAAACUUCAGAAAGAAAGAAAGAAUCUUCAGAUGGUAAAUAUAUGUAUGUAUGUAUGUAUGUGUUAUAUGUGUGUGCAUGCAUGUAUGCUUAAAUACAGACAGUUUGUAAUGCAUUGUAUUCUAUUCAGACCUUAUGGACUCUGAACUGUAAUUCACUUACACCCUUCCCCCACUGUGAGAACCUGUGCUGUCUAUUGUAGGGUGGCUGAUCUAUCUUGUUCAUCUUAGUUUACCACCAGCAGGGUUGUGAAUGUUCCUCUAUUGUAAACUGUUUAGGGGCCAAAAUUGUCUGAUUGCAUUUCAAUUCACACAUAGUAGUUCUGGUAAUUGGAACAGUAUGCUUUACGUUUCAAUAAAGGGAUGUAAUUCUAUUCAGAUGUAAACACUCUCAUGACAACUAGAAGUUAGUAGUAUUGUGAGUUUUUGAACAUUAUUUUCUAAUAAAAGGAAAUAUUACGUAUAAAGUCUACAAUACAUAUAAUAUAAUUGUAUGUAUUUUCAGGAGAAGGUCUGUUAGGAUUUUUUUUUAUGCCUUUAUUAUUAAUAAGCGUUUUACAACUAUUUGAUUAGAUAAACAGGAUCAAGAGGGUAGAUUCCAACUCUUGGAUGAGUAGUACUUUCACCAUCUUCCACGUUCUACUAACAUCAAUUUUUAAAACAAAUAACACAUUUAUUCCUUGCAUUGUUGGAAUUAGUUAAUGGAAUUUAGUCUGCCACAUGUAGCAAAACUAAACCUGGUAAAAAAAAAAAGCUAGGGACAAUUUAUAAGUCCAUGGUAGAUGAAAUUGAUAUUGAUAAUGUGGAAGUGUAAUGUCUGCAUUAUCAAGUUUAUGUGGCAGGGAGGAUCACUUUAUUUUUCAAACUUAUAUCAACUGGUUCGAGGAAAGAAAUUAGAUGAACCCUACAGCCUUUGGCGACAUUACCACUAUACUUUAUCUUUUUUGGUUAUGUUACUUAGACUGCCCAUUUCAUAUUAAAGGCAAGUCAUUUACAUCACCCAUCAUAGGUAGAUAACAUGUAAAGCUAAGGAUAUUUUUGGGACCUUUUAGUAAUAAAUAUUAUAUAUUAUGUAUCAGCCCACAACGUGUUGACCUUUCAUAAUUCUGUUGAAGUGAUUUUCUGAAAACAUUGUUUGAUCCAUUAAAAGCUCCCCAUCAAAGGGAGUCUAUUUGAAAACUCAAUAAAUGAGUAUACCUCGAAAGUGAAUAUUUAAAGGUUUUCCUUAAAAUAUGCUAUGCAUAAUAUCCAGGUUGGGUUAAAUAUAUAUAUAUAUAUUGCAAAAAUGUCUUAUAGUAUACAUAAAGAAAAAUUAUUUUGGUAUUAUAAUUGUCUCUUACCCAAAUAUGCGACACUAAUUACGUAAGGGCUUUGAGACAAUUGAUCUGAACCUUUGAAGGGUUAAACUGAGUGACUGCUGAGAAUCAGAAAUUCUUGCUCUCUGCAGUGACCUUUGAAAAAGCAAACAUGAAUAUGCCUAAGGGUUAACUACGUAAUAUUCGAUUUAGCAACCUGCAGGGUCAUUUUACAAAGUAUACAGCCAGACCAAAUUAUUUUUGGAUUUCCUUUUACCUCCUUGGCUGCAUAUUUCUGGAUGGCUCAUGUUAAAAAGCAAUAAUGAUGUUUGAAUUGGAAGGGUUUGGCCUUUGGGUUUUCAUUCUUCAUACUGAACUGUUUGUUUGUGUGUGGUUCACCGCACUACAUGGAUAACGCUAUCAAAUCUGGGCUGUAUUAUAGGCUUAUAACUGCAGAGCAGCAGCACGUUUCUUGUUGUGUGUUCUGCCUGGGAAUCUUUUUUUUGCCAGUCCUAUCUUAGAUGUAAAUAAAUCGAAAAGUUAAAGCUAUUACCGUUUUUGUGAAAGAGUAAAAAAGAAGCCAUGAAGGGCUUUAAAUAGAUUAUUCUACAUUACAAAACAAGGAUUUUUUAUGCAGGCCCAUCAUUGAGUUGACUUUAUGUAGGUUGGCUUCACGUAAUGUGAGAAAUUAGCCAACUCCAUGAUGUUAGUCUUUGUAUGGACGGUUGUAGAUAUACAGAAUAGUUUAUUAUUUAUUAAGGGUAAGACUUAAAUUUAUAUAUAUAUGUAUAUGUGCGCUAUUUUGGGUGGUUCACCGUCUUCAGAUGUUAAAUAUUUAUUUGUGUGUGUUGUAUAUAUGUGGGCAUGCAUAUAUGUAUUUAUAUAUAUACACACACACAAACUGUAUUCAUUGUAUUCUGUCCAGAUCUUAUAAUAUAUACAUAUUAUAUUGUAAAUAUGGUAUACAACAGUAAUAUUCUGUGAUUCUUCGUGUUUUACAUUUUCAUAAUUUCUGUGUACAAAGUCAAGUUAACAUUUCAGUCUAUCUUUUCCUCCCUCCCCUUCCCUCAGCAUCCAGAGUGUGUAUAUGCAUGAUAAGCUGGCAAUAUUGUCCAGUCACAGGCUUCUCUAUGAAAAUCCCCUGAUUGGACCACAGUCACCCCAAGUGACGAUGAAGGGGACACGGAAAAGCAGUAGUGGAAGCUUUGCCUGGCUUAAAAGUAAAACCUUUUUUACAGGUUUUACUGAGAAUUGAGAGUGAAUACCGUUCCCAUGGUGUCCAGUAGGGCAUCUUCCACUAGAAAGGUCCCCGCUUUAUAGUAACCCUUUAAACCCUUUUGUUGUUAUUAAGUGUUCUUGCAUAGCAAGAUCACUUAAUGUUAUCUCACAUAUAUAUUAUUAUUAUUACUAGAAAAGCUACAAUUUCUGGAGAAAUUGUGUGAAGUGUUCUUGCCUCCACCAGUAGUCUACAACUGGAGUGGGCGGAGUAACUGUUAUCAUUUAUAUAGCACAUUUAAUUGCAACGUUGUUGCACAGUUACAUUAAACCAUACAUUUAUAAAAACAUUAGCAGGUGUUCAAAAGGCCCUGUCUAUGACAUCACUUGCUGCUGCAGCCUUGACACAGGUCAGAGUAUUUUGGCGGUUGCCAUCUUCAAACGGUCGUAUUUUAAAAACUAUAAAUCCUACAGCGAAGAGCUUUAUAUUGUGAGAAUCACAAGACCCAGACCUACAUUUUGAUGCAUAUGUCUCUGAAGUAUUAAAAAUGAAGGCACAGUCGCAGUUUAGAAAUUGCACUUCAAAUUUGAGCUUUGUAGAGUGAAGUUUCAAUGAAUGUCAAUGGACGGCGUUAGUUGCAAACAAAUGAUUAUAUUGUGAAAACUAUCAGGACUAUGGCUUAGCCGUUGACAUGUUUAGUGGCAGCAGGGAUAGCUGAACGUUUUGAUAUAAGAUUUGUGUAGCUGGGCCUGAAAAUAAGGGAGUGGUGGCAGUUUAGAAAUCAUGUCCUGAUUUUUCAGCUUUUGCCAGCUCCCACUCCAGCUUUGCCAUUCAUUCCUAUGGGACAAAUUUCGCCACAAGAACGACAAUAUUCCGUGAACCAUUCGGCGGAACGUUCCACAAAGUAAUAACAAUCCGAUCGGGAACAAUCUGCACGUUUUGGUAAAUUUUUGUCUAUGUAGUGUAAAAACUGUGGGAGGAGUUAGGGUGGCAAAUUUGGCUAUAAUAAGAAAAAGAAUAAGAAUAUAUAUGUGAGAUAACAUUAAGUGGUCUUGCUAUGCAAGAACACUUAAUAAAAAUAUAUAUGUGAGAUAACAUUAAGUGGUCUUGCUAUGCAAGAACACUUAAUAAGAAUAUAUAUGUGAGAUAACAUUAAGUGGCUUUGCUAUGCAAGAACACUUAAUUAUUAUUAUAGCCAAAUUUACCACCCUAACUCCUCCCACAGUUUUUACACUACAUUGACAGUAAUAUACCGAAACGUGCGGAUUGUUCCCGAUUGGAUUGCUAUUACUUUGGGGAAUGUUUUGCCGAAUGGUUCAUGGAAUAUCGUCGUUCUUGUGCUGAAAUUGGUCCCAUAGGAAUGAAUGGCAAAAUGUUCAAAACUAGAGUGGAAGCUGGCAAAAGCUGAAAAAUCAGAACAUGAUUUCUAAACUGCCACCACUCCCUCAUUUUCAAGUCCACCUACACAAAGCUUAUAUCAAAACGUUCAGCUAUCCCUGCCACUAAAAGUGUCCACGGCUAAGCCAUAGUCCUGAUAGUUUUCACGAUAUGACCAUUUGUUUGCAACUCAUGCCGUCCAUUGACAUUCAUUGAAACUCCACUCUAGCCAGCUCAAACUUGAAGGGCAAUUUCUAAACUGCGACUGUGCCUUCAUUUUUAAUACUUCGGAGACAUACUAUGCAAAAUGUAGGUCUGGGUCUUGUGAUUCUCACAAUAUAAAGCUCUUCGCUGUAAAAUGUAUAGUUUUUAAAAUACGACCAUUUGAAGAUGGCAACCGCAAAAAUACUCUGACCUGUGCCAGGCUGCAGCAGCAAGUGAUGUCAUAGACAUGGCCUUUUGUACACACGCUAAUGUUUUUAUAAAUGUAUGUUUUAAUGUAACUGUGAAGCACUUUGGUCAACAACGUUGCAAUCAAAUGUGCUAUAUAAAUAAAUAACAGUUACUCCGCCCACUCCAGUUGUAGACUACUGGUGGAGGCAAGAACACUUCACACAAUUUCUCCAGAAAUUGUAGCUUUUCUAGUUUUAACAUUGUUUUCACACCCCUUUAUCAUCUCAAAAGGUUAAUCUCUAUAGGCUUAAUUUGUUUUUCCAUUUCUCAUUAGUUUGUUCUGAGGCUUACACACAGUCUAGCACAGUAUUGAAUUGCUCUUCAUUUAAUUUAAACUGCAGGCCAAGUCCUCUCUUAGGUUCCCAUCCCCCUUUCUCCAUCAGUUAGAAGUCAUUGUUUCCUAGCUGUAUGCUGUUAUUACUCAGAUGUGACUGACAGAGCUGCAUGGAGUACAGUGAAGCAUAUUCAUUUUCAUCUAGUACCCGUUUAUUGCCUUGAGCACUGUAAAUCUGUCAGCUCUUCACCAUACUUUCACCUCUUUCUUCAUUUACUCAAGCUCCUAGUUUGACAACAUUUCCCCGAGGCAGAAUCCUAAUCUGCUUCCAAUUAGUUGCAAAAUGUGACUGAAAUUUCCACAUGAUAACCGCUGUUUUACUUGCACGCACCUAUCUAGAAAUACAAAUUAAAAUGUUGGAAUAUUUAUUUUUUAGGGAGCCCUCAGAUUAAUUUUCCAUGAAAAAUUCUCAGCUGCUUUCAAGUGACUUCCAUAGCUUCCAUCUCUGAUUUCUGCUCAACUCUUAGAUGUUGAAAAGAUUUAAAAUGCUUUUGAACCGACAAAGCUUUCCGAUCACUCAGUUGAUUAAGCUGUAUCAUCCAUGCAUAAUUCGAGUACAAAUCAUUGUGCCGCAUGUCUUGAUCAAAGGGCUUUACGUAAUAAAAACAGUGAUAAUUUUGAUUUAUUGCCUAGAUACUAUAUCCAUGUAGAUAUUAUAGCUAGGUACAUUACUGAACAUAGUUCAGCAAGUUAGUGUUUCAUAUAUCUGACCAUUCAAAGGGUUUGACUGAUUCGUAGUUUGAGUUUCAGCUUAAUUUAAUUUCCUUUUACAUAAGGCAUUACUAUAUGUGUUUUAUAAAUGUCAUAUUUUAAAGUGUUAAUGUCAAAAAAGUAUUUUGUAUUUAUGUUGUGCACAUGUAAGUGUUUGGUGGAAAUUUCUAUUUGCUAAGAUACUAUCAAAUAACUGUAUUAAUAUCUAAGUAUAUGAACAUAUGUUCUAAAUUAUUUUUAAAAAUCACGUCUCCUUCCUAGACCUUUUCUCUUUUUUACUUUUCACCAAAUCCUAGAUUAACUUAGUACUCAUAAACUAUAAGACAAAAAGGUUUCUGAAUGAAGAACGUUUAUAGAGGAAAAUUGUAAACAUGGUGCAAUCGAUGGAAACCAACUGAAAAAUAAUUUUGGAACUUUUAUUAACUAGAAUACUGUAAAGCUUGACUGUUCAGUGUUAGAUAUUAUGUAUGUUUUAUUAAAUCCACUUUAGGCAUCAAAGAAAAUGACAAAAUAUUGACCUUGUGUUUUUAUUGGCAAGCUAUACAAAAAUACAUGCCUUAAUAUUUAUUCAUAAGUGUCUGGGGUAUAGUAGAAAACCUAUACACGUUCUAUAUUUAUUAAAACCAAAGCCAUCAAGGUCACCAAAGCUUUUGAAUUUACAGUCCAUUAUGAAUUGAUACAGAUUGUAUUAUUCAUAUCCUAAAAUAUGUACUGAUACUAGAUGCGGGUGGCCAGUUAUUAUACAAUGAUAUAAUCCACAUGGAAAUUGGAAAAUUCUGGAAAAUGGUUACAUACUAGUAUAGGCUGAAUAUAACUCUCUAUAUACAAACUAGUGAUGUGUAAUGAUGGACAGUGUAGAAGAAGUAACUAUAAUAAAUAUGUGUAGAAGAAGUAACAGGAUUGGUUAGACCAACUUCGUUUCUGGAUUCCAUGAUUUUAUUACUACCUGAAAAUUGUUUAUAAAAUUAUACAUUUAGUAUGCCAGUGCUCAUAUGUUCAUUUAAUAUAAUUUAAAAUUUAUAUCAUUCAAUUAAUAUAUAUAUAUAUAUAUACACACACACACACACACACACACACACACGUGUGUGUGUAAUUUAUAGUGCCUUGUCCAGUUGCUAGCAUGCAUAUCUAUUCACAUAAACAAACAAGUAGUCACUCUUUAUGGCUAAGCACCUGUUCACGCUUUAAAAAAAACAAACAGAUUUUACUGAUUCCAUGUGUAGCUCCCAUCAGGGGGUUAUGAGUACUGUGAAUGUGUCCUGAAAAUGAGGCUGUCUGUAAAAGGCUUCUCAGCAUAAGCUAAGUGUGGGGGAGGGUAGAACAAACAAAAGCAGCAGAAAAACUCAAUGAAACACUAGUUCACUGAUCUGGCAUGAGAAACCUUUUUAAGGGUUGUGUGCUUAUGUUUUUUAUUUUUUAUAUUUUACUAUAAGCCAGUACAAAAAGAGAUAGAUUACAAUCCAGUAUAGUAACACUACAUUUUAGAGUGUUUCUACCAUAUUGUGGUUUUAUUCAACUACUAUAGUUACUGGUUUACUCCUAUUGUAAAUCAACCUCCAGCUUUAUAUCUGAACCAAUUAUACCAACCGUUCAGACUACUGUUGGUAUAACGUCCUUUGUUAGUGUCUAUACACAUAAUAGGGGAACUGCACCAGGUUAAUGUUUGACUUGCAUACAGCAAGUAUAAAAUUAGGACAUAUGUUGAAUACAAUCCAGCCCAUCUGACGUCUAGCACAGUUUCUAUACUGAUUAACAAUUGGUUACCAAAACAUGCAGGUCGGUAUGGGAAGUGUGUUUUUGUGGUGUGUGUAAGUCUCAAUUAAUUUUUGUUUAAUCAUUGUUCAAGCUGUUAUCUGUCACUCAUUAUGUAAAAUAAAGUUCUCCUUUUUUUUUUGGGGGGGGGGCAGGGGGAGGAGGAGAGAAUACAUCUGCAGAUUGGAGAGUGUUAAUAAGCAUCACUGUCCCUUCUGUGCCCUGAAAAAUGAAUGGCAUGUUAAGCUUCUGGAGCCAAAAUACAGUCUGAGAAAAAUAUUCAUUGCUCUAUUUUUUAACUGAGGUGCAAAGCACUUGCUAAAUUUGUAAGUGUAAAUCUGUGGUGAAGCUUAACAGUCUUAGGCUUACCUGACUGAUGUUAACAUUAACAGCACACACGCAGAUAUGUAUUGCAGCAAAUGGAUUAGUUACGGAUUACUUGUAGACUGGAGACCCAUGAAAGAAUAUGUGUAGGAGCAGUGAUAUGCUGCAUUGCAACAUUUUUAAAGAAGCAUUUGUUGCCAUUAAAUGUUUCAUUUCUUUAAUAUUUGAAGCACCCAAGUAACAAUUCUUAAUGUAUAGAGAUCAUUGGAAGUAUAUACUGACCUGUCCCAUUUGUGAUGGCGAAUUCUAGUGUUAGUAUUGUUUAUCUUGUGUUCUUGUUAUAUGUUACACAUGUCUAAGGCAUGUAUUGAAAAGUGAAUCUAAAUGUAAUAGCAUAGUCAGACAUAAAAAAUAAAUAGCCUCUAAUUUUUAAACUAUCUCUGUCUAAUUAUAAAUACCUGCUACGUAUAAAGUAGAGAAUAACACUUUUUUUUGCGGCAGAGAGUUUUGGAAUUCAGGGUCAGACAUUGCCAGAGGCUUGUUUUUGCUUAAGCAUGAAUAUUAUUUUCAUACCUAUUCAUGUAGGUUUGACUCAUCAUUUAUUAAAUCUUUCCAAUACCAUCCCUUUCUAAAAAAAAUAAAAAAAAUAAAAAUCCAGAUGUCCCUUUUUGGUUGCAGAAAUCAGUCAGGGAUAAUUGCAAAAGUGGGAAUUUAAAAUGUUUGGAUAUAAUACCCAAACAAAACAAACUGACUGAUUUGGAAGGGUUUGCUUUAAAUUUCACUUGUAUUAACAGCAAUUCUUACUUGCUUAUUCAUUUACUACUUCUGAACGUUGUUUAUUAUUGAGCAUGUUGUUCAUAAGUAUGCAACAUAACUCCAUAUACUAUAGUAUUUAGAAAUAGAUUAAAUAGAUUAAAUAUUUGAAUUGCAUUAUAUUUAGGUAGAUAACUUUAUUUGAAUUUUUAAACAAACACAAAAUUUGUAUGAAAACACAGUGUGUUAAUUUACUUUUCAAUGUACAUUUAUUUCCCACAAGCUAAUAAUAGAAACAUUAUAUCUUGGUUCAAUGUAUAAGGGAAGAGGUAUCACAAAUUCUAUUGCAUUUUUAUAUUUGUCUUUUUGCCCCUUUUGGCAUUCAAAUGGAAAUUGCUUCCUGACUGAUGUAUCCUCACUUCGAAGGUAUAAUUUCUUUAUUCCAUUCAAAAAUAACCAAGAGACUUUUACAGUUCAAGCAGAAUAUGUCUCUUAUGCAAUUUGCAGUAAUUGACUGAGUGACUCCAAGUACUUUAACAGAGUAAAAGCACAUUUUUCCCCAUUAUUAUUCUGCAGGCAAAAGCCACUGUGCUUCUGAGAAGCAUUAAAUGCUUUUGUUGACAGCUUACAGUUUUAUAAACUCUAAAUGAGCUUAUUGCCUUUUAACCAUCAUGAGUACUAAAUAAUAGAAAAAGCUAUGAGCCUCUAGAUUGGAUGAUGGCCAAACACCUACAACAAGAAGAGGGGGUGGGAGUGAGAAAGAGAAAAAAUGGAAUAGUUUAAUUGUAGAGCAAAUCAUUUGUUUACAGAUUAAGAUGUAGUUGGUAGCCAACUGUUAUGGACAAAGAGGUGAAAGAACAACCCUCUAACUUACAGGAAAUGGUUGUCUGGCUUUAGAUGUGGUCCCUGUUGUGAUAUUGCUCCUUCCUUGCACAAGGCUGGCUGGAGUGGUGAAUUGUAAGAGCCUUAUUUCUAAGCUUUAUGUGUCCCUUAAAAAUCACAAAAGGUCUUGGGGGAGGGUAGCAAGCUGGUUUGUUUAUGCUGUUAGACUGAAACCAGAUAAGCUUAAGUUACUCGCAGCAAUAGUACACCAGUUAUUUGGAAAAUGACUUCUUUUGUUCAACUGUCCGAAUUAAGACAAAAAAAAAAGGUGAGAGAUGAAUGCUUGUGAAUGUGAACACACACAAUGCAAUCUCUAAAUAGGUCUUUUUCAUAUAUAUGUGUCUGAAGAGAGUUAAGAGAGCUGAGAGAUGUCCUUAAAACAUACUGUCUGACUAUUAGGUGCUUUUUUUAAAUAUCUUGGACCACAUUUUUACUAAGUGUGUGUCUGUUUUCACAGCUCUUGGUUGUUGAAAAAAAUCCGAUUUCUACGUUUAAGUUUGCCUAUGAAUAUUUAUUUAUUUAUUUAUAAAAUAUUUUACCAGGAAAGAUACAUUGAGAUUUCUCUCGUUUUCAAGUAUGUCCUGGGUCCACAAAUCAUUGCAUUGUUACAUUAGGUACAACAAAAUACAAAAAUAAUAUUAAUACACAAUAUAUACAAAAUUUAACACAGAACAGGCAGGAAAUAUAUAAUCAACCAUGACACGUGCAUUCUGUUUUGAGGUAUGAGGGAUCUCUUAAAUGACUUUAGGCUUAGGGAAGAUUUUAAAUUGUGCGGGAGGUCGUUCCACAAUUGCGGUGCUCUAUAGGAGAAGGGGGAUCGGGCCGCUUUCUUUUUGUAUUGAGGUAGACUAAGCCAUAUAUAUAGAGAGAGAUAUGGCUCACCUAAAAGUUGAUUCAGACACACAUCUUGCUUUAGGUAUGAAUGGGCAGGGAUUAUGUGCAUCUUUUAAUGUUUACAGACUAUUUUUGUGUUUAUAUGGAAAAUUCUUGUAAAACUUGAGAACAUGAGAGUUUCUAGCUGUAUUUUUACAAGGAACAUUACACUUUUUUCUGGCUUGAGGAAUUUUAAGUUCAUGCUACGUGAAGGCUUCUGUCAAAAAUAUUAUUAUUAUUAUAAUUACUGAUAUUUAUAUAGCGCCAGCAUAUUCCAUAGCACUUUACAAUAUUAUCACAGGGGGAAAUUUAACAAUAAAUGAGACAAUUACAGUAUGUAUAUCAGUAAAAAAGUAAUACUGGCAAUUCUUUGCAUUCUCUUUUUGUAGUUAGAGCAUUUCUGGCCAAUACACAGUGUGUGUCUUGUUAUUCUAUAGUAAAUAUACAAAACUGGAAGAACUUUGUAUCUGUACUGGGCAAAUGUUAUCUUGAAGUGUUGCAUGGUCAAUGCACUGCUGAUUAAUAUUCACUUCAUAAAUAGAAAUUAUAUUCCCCACCCCCCCCUAAUUUUAAUAUACAAUCAGAGGUUGACAAACAUUAAAAUUUUUUAUAGUGACUGUACUUGGUGUUUCAGUUGCCCUGAUAAAGGUGCAUUGGUUUACUGUGUUUUCUUUUUUUUUUUGUCAUUGAAGACAUUUGGUAGUAAACAUAUUCAGUAUUCAUGUGCUGAUCCCACCCAUCAUGAGUGUGUGUGUUAAUGUGUGUAUGUAUGUGUAUGUGUGUGUAUAUAUAUAUAUAUAUAUAUAUAUAUAUAUAUAUAUAUAGUAGACAAUCAACAAGGAAGGCUGCUCUCCGGAUUUAAAACAAGAAAAUUUAUUCAAACAUAUUUAAAAAAACUACGACCAACGUUUCGGUCCCCGCUCGGGACCUUCCUCAGGGUCAAAAAACAGAACAACAGAACUGACUUCCUUGUUGAUUGUCUACUACAUGCCUUGGAGCUCUGGUGGUGCGCCCGGUCUUGGACCUUAUUGUAAGCGUGAGUGCAGGGGAUAUUUGGAUUUUUAUAUAUAUAUAUAUAUAUAUAUAUAUAUAUAUAUAUUAUUAAUGUUAUUUUUUUAUCUGAUCAAUAUUUUUUUUCUUUAGACCAUUCCAUAUUAAAUGCAUGGUUCAAUACCUUUGGCACCUGUCCUGUUUCCAAUCCAAAUGCUUUGGUUGAAUUGAGAUUCUUGAAUCUCUGUAUACUAAAUGAAAAAUAAGAUAUGCUAUUCUUCUCCACUGAGUCUGACUCCUAUAAUUUAAAAAAAGCCAUAGUGCUAUUCUUCUCCACUGACUCCUAUGAUUUUAAGAGGUCAUAGUACUCUGUAGUGGUGAAGCUUAUACGAAAUAAAAGCCAUGCUAAAAUCACUGUGUAAAACAUUAAAAAUGGUAUUCAUUUUUGGAAUAUCAGUAGAUGUUGAAACAGUAUGGUAGUAACAUUUUUACAAAGAAAGAAUGGGUCACUAAGCUGAUAUUAUAUAUAAAAAAAUAACCACUAUCUAUACAAACAUAUACUGUUUUGACAUGUACUGUGUAUGUAGUGUGUUUUAUUUCAUCAAAUUUAAAAUUUCUACUUUCCAUCAUUUUACAUACUCCCUCUCUUAGAUAGGAAACCUGUGUUGGGGAAAAAUUGAAAACUGUUGAUUAAAGGGGUGCUUGAAGCACCACAACCACUGCAGCUUAUUAAUCAAGCCUGUUUAAUUCUGUGUAUUUACUGUUAGUUUUAUUGUUCAUUUGUGAUAUAUUUAACAGCAUGAGUAAAUAAGAAACAGAGAGAUUAAUGGAAAAGCAAAAUGUAUAUGUAACUAGAUUAAAAAGGUCACAUCUUCAAGAAGGGGGCAUCUGCUGCUUCAGCUGGCUGUCCUUAUUUCUGUUAUUCGAGAUGCAUCAUAAGUUUUAAAAAAAAAAUAUGUAAAAAGAUAUGUAAUGAUUUUUGUACCACUUAAUCUGAUGGUACUACCAGAAUUUAAAAGUCUUUUAUUUAUAGCUUUGCCACUGAAUAAGAGACAUGGAGUCACCCAGUCAUGCAUAUAGACCUUAGGUAUAAAUAGUUUAUUAAGUCUGAGAAAUAGAAUGGCAAUUAGCUUUUAAAGCCUCUGAAUCUUUCAUAGUAUGUUGUUUAAAACUGAUACUCCAAUGUCCUUAUAUGUUGCACUGAAGUAUAAAUGAAAUCAAUUCCUCACAGUCUAAAUUUAUUCCCCUCUAUAAUUAUAUGUGCAUACUAAACAUAUUUUUAUGGCACAGUAUUUUCACAAAUGUGGUGUAAAUAUUGAAAUGUUAAAUUUGAUCAAAUUUAAAAUUGUCCAUCUCUUAAAAUACAUUGAAUAAUAUUGCCCCAUCAAGAUUCUUAAACAUAAACCAUAAUUAGCUUUUCCACUAUUAAACUAUGAUUUGUUUUGUUUUACAUAUUUCAUGGAUUUAUGUAUACAAGGACAGAUUAGCAGAUUAGCAGACAGAUUCAAAAUAUGCAAUUCUGCAAGGAGUCAUCUCAGUCAUGACGAGCACUAUUUACAAUUAAUAAUUCAAACAAAGCAAAGCACUCAUUUAGUGAAGAUCAUAAGAUCUGGAGUAAUGUUCUUAGGUGCCUUCCAAUCUCACAUUGUAAAGUAAAAGGCUGAGCUCCAUUAUUAUUUUGAGAAUCCACAAAAUACUAGAAACGAAGGAGCCACUAAACAGGCACUAUAAUUUUAGGAAUACAAACCUGCUAGAUUGCAAUUAGCUUUAUAUAAGUCCCACCUUUCCCGUUCGAUAAAUUAAAGUUUCAUGAAUUUUUUUCAAAUGCCAAGGCUCCCUUGGUGCUCACCUCUCCUCCUUCUGUGCUGUUACAGAGGAGGUAAGGCCUCCUCCACAAUGGUCCAAUCCAAUUGUCCUCAAAGAAAGCAAACAAAAGCAUUUUUGACUUAUUUUUCUUGCAAGCUUCAGUCACCUUUCAAGUUUGUCUGGCCAAUCAAACACCUUUUCCUCUUGAAUAUCAAAACAACAUUAGGAUAAUACUCUGGAGCCUUAGGAGGCAAGAAUUCAUUUCUUUUUCAUGUCAUAUUAAAUGAACCAUACUUAAAAAAGGCUUUUGUUGCAGCUGCAACAUUGCUGUAGUCCAGUACAAACCGUCUGUUUAGUCCAAUAUGAAAGAAGUCUAUAUAAAUCCAACAAAGGUUCUAUUUUCCUUCUAUUCAGAUGAUAUAGAGUAAUUCAAAUAUGACAAGAAAAAGAAAGUAAUUCUUGACUCCUAAGGCUCCAGAAAUAUAAUAGCAAUGCUAAUGUUUUGCUAUGCUAGAGGAACAGGUGUUUGAUUAUUUAAACAAACUUGGAAGGUGACUGAGGCUUGAAAGAUAAAUAAGGCUACAGUUUCUCAUUUUGAUACACUUCUGCUAACAGGAAUAUCCUCUCAUGGGACACACAUCCACAGUUUGAGAAAUGAAAGUACUAUUAGUAAGUGACUUAAUGUGAGCUUCUAGACUAAGCAUUGCUUCCCAGAGGGCAUGGUGGUUUUCUUUAUAUAUUCCUGGGAAUACUGUGCUUCUGUUAAUUAAUCUCAUGGCUUGUUGACAACAAUCAAGAAAUGUACAUUGUCACAGGCCAUAUAGGAUAAUGAUUUUUUUGAGAGCUACUCUAACAAGUCCUUAUCUAUUUUUUAAAUGUAUAUAAUUUAAUGUAUGUGACAUAAUAUUACACUUAUUACAUGGUCUAUGUAUGUAUGUAUGUAACACACACACACACACUCACACACUCUCUCUCAAAAGCUUGGCAUCUUUCAUGUAUACAUAUAGUUAUAUACACACAGAGACACAUGCAUAUUAUUAUUUUCUUUAUCUAAAAAUGUUUUGUAAAGUAUAUAUAAAGUAUAUAUAAAAAUCUUAAAUAAUUUAAAUAAUUUAAAUAAUACAUAUUAAUUUCUCUCCACAAAACAUGUUUUAUUAACAUUUUAUUAUCCUGAGUAAAGGUUACAUACCAUUCGUAGGUGGUGUUUUCUCAAGCCAAUAAAAUACAAUGGUAACAUCAUAGUACUGUAGUGACUUUGACCUACAUAUUCCAUUGUGUUUAUCUAGUUAGCGUGUUGUCUACAUAUAUAGAAUGCAAAUUCACAGCUAUUCUGACGUUGCCUGGCAUCUAAAGCAAAUAACAAAUGUGGCAUGAUUCCCUAAACAUGCCCAAAAUUGCUGAUUCAGGCAGGGCAUGAUGGGAAAAAUGGCAAUGCCAAUCUCUCUGAAGUGUAGCAAAAGGACAUUUUCUACUUUCUAUGCACAAAAAUAAAGGAAAAUAAAGUAAAUUCUUCAACUGCAUUCUCCUGGACUUAAAUACUAAUGAAAUUGUCACCAAAAUUUGAAAGAAUGGUUUUAAUGUAGGCACACUAUAGUUGCUCAUAAUAAACUUUUAGCUUCAGCUAACAAUAAUACAUUAUAGAAAAAAAGAGACGAAAAAUGGGGCAGACAGUCCACUCACAAAAAAGUGGGUGGAAUGCCUAGCCUCAUUCAAAGUACCUCAUAAUGUAAAUAGUCACAUAGAAGAGGAUAAACAACCUUUAUUAGAAAAAAAUGCUAAAAUGGUAUAUAGUCCAAAUACUAUUACCAUACACUAAAAUAGUGUAUUGAUUAUAAGUUAACCACCAAACUUAUAAAAGCCUGGGAGAGGCUAAUCCUGCAAGGUAUGUUUGACUUAAUAAAGGUGUAAAAAUACACCUAAAAUAAUAAAUGGGUAACAAAGCAGGUUAGUCUAAAUCCAUUCUAGGAAAGGACCCAACUGGGUAAUUGGAUAGAAAAAGGAUAGUCUUAGAGCAGUGUCUGAGAGAAUCUGGAAAGGGCAGGGUUAAUAGCAACUAAUGGGGCGCGCCCAAACUAAUAUCGAGUAGCUUAUACUAAAGAGAAAAGGAGCUAAUACCCCAUAAAGAGAGGAAAGAUAGAACCCCCCCCCCUUGAGUCACCCUAAAAAAACUAACUAUCCUAAGAGAAAAAGCAAAACUAACUGCUGCUUCGUGGCAGCCUAUCCAAAUCCCUAAGUCUGUAUCAGGAGAAAAUAUAGGCGCAAACUCAUGCGCUGUGGAAACCCAGGUAAAUGAAAGAUGAGAAUAAAGAAAAUCAAUUGAGUAUAAUAGCAUCGGCUAAGUUAACCACCAAACUUAUAAAAGCCUGGGAGAGGCUAAUCCUGCAAGGUAUGUUUGACUUAAUAAAGGUGUAAAAAUAUACCUAAAAUAGUAAAUGGGUAACAAAGCAGGUUAGUCUAAAUCCAUUCUAGGAAAGGACCCAGCUGGGUAAUUGGAUAGAAAAAGGAUAGUCUUAGAGCAGUGUCUGAGAGAAUCUGGAAAGGGCAGGGUUAAUAGCAACUAAUGGGGUGCACCCAAACUAAUAUCAAGUAGCUUAUAUUAAACAGAAAAGGAGCUAAUACCCCACAAAGAGAGGAAAGAUAGAACCCCCCCCCCCCCUCUGAGUCACCCUAAAAAACUAACUAUCCUAAAAGAAACGGCAAAACUAACUGCUGCUUUGUGGCAGCCUAUCCAAAUCCCUAAGUCUGUAUCAGGAGAAAAUAUAGGUGCAAACACAUGCGCUGUGGAAACCCAGGUAAAUGAAAGAUGAGAGUAAAGAAAAUCAAUUGAGUAUAAUAGCAUCGGUUAGAAAAUAUCUCGACGCGCGUUUCGGCGUUUUAGAUACGCCUUUGUCAAGAGCUACCUGGUAAGUGACACGGGAAGCAGUUAUAAAGGGGAUAUAGACACACCCUUCAAUUUAAGCCCUCCAAUCAAAAGACCACAGGUUGUAAAAGAGUGACAGGUGACCUCCCCUGCAUAUUGAACCAAUCGGAGGAGGUGGGAGUGGUCACCCUAUUCACUCAGUAUACACUAAUGGCAAAAAAAACAAAAACAAAAAAAAAACCUCUAAAUAAAGAGUAGAUACAUGUUGCAAUUAAGGCUCAAAGCUAAAGUAAGUAUGUUUUUAACAAAAAGGUAACAAAACAUCAAAGCAGAUUAGCACAGUAACAACAUUCAUCCAUUUUUUCUAUAUAUAUUGUGGGAUUACGCCCCUUGUACCUCUGUAACCUUUUUGUGGGGUAGUGGUGGUGGUUUCCCCACCCCAUAGCCCCUCUCUCUUUCUUCUAAUAAUACAUUAUUUAUUUAUCUAUCUAUAAUUUAUUGCAAAAUUAUAUUUUUAAGUUUUGUCUCAUUGCAACCAUGUUUAUUCUCUAUAAGAUAAUUCUAAUUCUGGACAUCAGGAGCAUGCUUGAUAUUCCUCAAUUUCCAAACAUUUUCUGUAAGAGAAAGUAAGCUAUUAUCAGUACUCCCCACUGUAUCUAUGCUCUAUAAGUAGGUUGCAACAGAAGAUAUUUUCCUCGAAUGGCUAUUUCACCCACCAUUGUGCAGGUCAGUUGUAAAACUGGUUUACGAUGUAAUUAACGUUGACCUUAUUCUUCAGUUGUAAUGCAGUGAUUGUGAAUAUAGUUGAGUUGCAAGUUUCAGUAACCAGAUCUGCAAACUCUAAUGACUUUUCAAAAAGAUAAAAUCCUUCUUUUUGUUGUUAAAUACAUUUUCUGGCAAUUUUUUUUGCUAAAGACUCACAGAAAUUGGCCUCUAAUGCACUAAAACCUGUUGUAGACAUCACAAAGGAUUCCUUUGUUUUAGUGCUUGAUUUAAUCUGAAAAGCCUUGCCGUUGCCCAUCCCCCGCUAAUAUUCUUUAUUGUGCAAGCUUGUAAAACUGAGGAUUGGCCACUAAUCUUCAAGAUCUAGAGGACUUUUGGCUUCGGUCCAUAAUUGAUGUCUUGACAUAGCCCUUGCCUGCCUACUAAUAAUGAGAUAGAAGUGUUAUCCUGCAGUGAAAUCACUGUCGCCUAUGAAUCAAACUUGAUAAACUGCAGCAUCAUGUCCUCAAAGGUUUUCAUGCAUGUGUACAUAUUUUGAUUACGAACAAACACAGAGAACACAAUCACACACAAAUGCAAGCCAAGGCAUUUCAUUAUUUUGUCAUCUUCAGUAAGCUUAUAUUUAAUUAUUUCUGGAAGUUAUAUGAUUUGAUCUGUAUUUUCCCCUUAUAGCAAAUAUGGGCAUAAAGUGAUUUGCAUAUCCUUUGAUAAUGGUGUGGUUGGAAAUAGCUUGUUCUGACUACAUUUAAAAGUAUAAUUUGCUCUUUAUAUAGUUUUAUUUAAACUUUUCCUUCAUAAGUCUUUUACUGAUAUUCUAUUUUUGUUACCAUAACUCUAACAUAUUUUUGUGUCUAUGUGCAGAUUGAACAUUAACAUAAAAAAAAAACCAACAGUUGUUAACCAGAUUUAAAAAGAAUGAUUUUAAACUUUAAAGAUAGAUUAUAUAUCGGAUCUUUCAUUUUUUUAUGUCCUAAAUACAGUUAAUUAUUAAAUAUUGGAAAGGGUUUGGUGUGCAUACAUGUAUGUAUAUAUUGUCAACGACACUACUUUUGCAUUGUUACUUUUUUUGUGUGAGUGUGUGUUUGUGCUUGUUAUGUCAUUAUUUUUAUAUAUAUAUUAUACUAUAUAUUUUUACUUUUCCAGAUAAUUAAUAUUGUAUGUUUUUAAUACCAAGCACCAUUCUCCUGUUCAGUACAAUUAUAAUGCCCAAGCACAUCUACUCAUUAAUAUUAUUAAUUAAAUAAUAAAUUAGGUAUUCUUGCCAUAGUUGACUAAUCACUGCUUGUCUAGUUCUGACCUACACACAAACUCUGAAAAGCAAACAUUCCUUGAUGUCUACAUCAGAUGUGGGUAGUUGUUGUAGCUAACUAAUUUGUUUGCAUGAACACAAUGUGCUUUGUUGUAGUUGUUUGUUUGUUUGUUUGUUUUUAAAUGCCACAACUACAUCUGAAUUAGAUAAAUAUUUUAACCCCUUAAGGACCAAACUUCUGUAAUAAAAGGAAAUCAUGACGUCACAAAUGUCAUGUGUCCUUAAGGGGUUAAAUAGCAUAUGCAAUUGUUGAUAGUUUUGUGGGUUAGUUCGGAUUGGCAAAAUUAUGAAAAUCUCUUAAGUCUAAAGAAGCUCUACCAACUUCAAACAAAAUAAUGUUUGUAAUACUGUAAUGUUUUCUUCAUGUUUUUCCUUUUUUCUCACUCUGUAUCUGUGGUUUUAUUUCAGCCUAUUUAACUGCAUGUCACUGCCUUACGGGCAAAUAAAGAAUUUUAUAGCAUGAGUUUUUCUUUGUUUCCAAUGUCUUUUUAUGGGUUUGAAAAAAAUACAUUGCUUACAUUUCCAACCAUGUGUCGCAGGUGUUAACCAAUUUUAUUUAUUUUGAUAUAGUGUUGCAGUAUUUAAAGAACAUGAGUUAUUAAUAUUAUUAUUUUUUUUCUUUUUAUAUAUUUUCUUUAGCAUUUUGAUUACAUUUUUUUUAUUUUUUUUGCUUUUGUUUAACAAAAAAGGCAUUGAAGCAAGAACAUUAGCAGUGUGAUAUAUUUACAUAAUACAUUCAGUGGUGAGCUUAUCAGUAUCUCGAGAUAAACAAAUAAUGAUACAAUCACAGUUAAACUGUUUUCUGUAUGGUUGACUGAAAUCUAUCUAAAAGAUAAUCUUGCUUGUGGAAAAUUAAAUGACCUAGUUGGGCAUUGCUUAGAAAGAUGCCUGUCUUGUGCUUUUGAUUUUAUACAUUUACAAUUAUAUUAGCAAUACAUGUACGUCUCCAAAACUACACAUGUUAUAAGUAUGACUUCUAUCCUUAUUCAACUUGGAAUAUCUUAUAAGGAAUUUCAGUAAGACUUCCGUAUUUUUUGAUAUUGAAUUUUUUGUGUUUUAGUCCAGCAUUAUCUGAAGCAUGAUAUAUAUAUAUAUAUAUAUAUAUAUAUAUAUAUAUGAUAUAUAUAUAUAUAUAUAUAUAUAUAUAUUGUUACUUUGACAAUAGAAAUAAAUCACCCUGUUUUUUUUAUUGUUUUCAGACUGACCCCCUGUUUACAGUGCCUGCACCUCCACCACCUGUUUGCAGCAGUGUCUCUCCGCAGAUCCUGCCACCCUACUUUUCUCCAUCAUCAUCAACUAUUGCUGCACCAGUGGAACAACUUUUGGUACGAACCCGGUCAGUGGGUGUAAACACUUGCGAUGUUGGAGUAGUAACGGAACCAGAAUGUCUUGGACCUUGUGAACCUGGAACUAGUGUUAACUUGGAAGGCAUCGUCUGGCAUGAAACUGAAGAAGGUAGGAAUUUUUGAGCAUAUAGUUUAAUAUCUUGUGUUUGAUGAUUUUAAUGGAAGGAUUUUUAGAAAGAUUGGUCUUCACAAAGCUUUUAAGCUGUUUUAAAUGCACCAAACACUAUUCAAUUCAGAUACACUAAGGAUCUUUUAUUAUAUUACUGUUUAUUUUUCUUUUUUGUUUUGAAACCCUUUUAAAUCUUGAUUUUUUUUCUUGCUGAACAUACACUUUUUGAUUGCAUUUUCCUAGACUUAGACUGGCUUUGCUCUAUUGAUUUUCUCUAUGAUUUAACAUCCUGUUAAUCUUUAAUGCACCAAGUGUUCAAGACCUGUAACUGCGUCAUUGUGAGUCGAGCCAGCAAGGCAUCUAAGUCAAGUUACAGUGAAAAGAUUGAAUGCUUGCAAUAUAGAGACAGUUUCAGUCGAAAUAGUAAAUAUCUCGUUUCUAGCGGUGGUGUGUUUUUCUUUGUAACGUCAUCUCCAUCUUUGUAUAUAUGUAUAUUUCUUGCUGUUUGCCAUGUUAAACACAAAGCAUUUUUAUGACAAGCUGAAGGAAAAAAAAUGUUUUAAAAAAGCUUAGUGAGGCGUGCAAGUCUAAAAUGUAUGUUUAUGGUGAAUUAUAGUGUAAUUUAGAUUUGAACUGUAAGAGAACCUUUGAGUUGAGAACUAAUUUAUGUUGUCAUAAUUUGCAAUUGCUCUGCCAUGCCUAAAUUAAUAUACCUGGUACAAAAUCAAUAUGCAGUGUAAAGUGUAGUGUGGUUCAUAUCCCUUGAUAAUUAUUCAUCAUCUUUUCCUAGUCCUGAAUAAAUUAGGAAAUCAUAUUUUUUUUUCUUUGGGGUUUCAAAGCAGAUUUUUUUCUCUUUGCAGCUAAGUAUGAACAUUUAUCUUAAAGUGACAGUUAACUUUAAAUGUUUUUGAGUUAAAACUUGUUUGCACUUUGCAACUUUUUAACCUGUUUUACACAUGGGCACUGAUAGCAUCAAUGUGUUUAACAUUGCUUUCUAAGCCAUCGUUAGGCUGCAAAUUAUUUUAUAUUAUGUGAAACUGAGCCAGAAUACCUAGAAAAUGUUAUUUUAAUCGUCCAUAUAAUAAUGAGGGAAUUUUAAAGACAUAUGAGAUUUGUAAAUAUAUAAAUGGUAUAUAAAGUGCAUGUCAUUAUAUACUCUUUUGUUAUAUGGGAUCAUUAUGUUCUAAUUUUAACCCUGUUAAAAAGGCAAAGGUCAAGAAUAAGACAGUGUCUCUAUAAUGUACACAAAUCUUGUCCUUUUCAGCUAAGGCAAUAAAUCUGUUUUGUCUAUUUUCUUAUUGGAACCAGUGUAAGGAGAAGUAGUUGUGCACUAUGCUAAUAUCUGUGCUGUCUAAGCAGUCUCUCCAGUUGAAUAAACUAAACUUCUGACCUUUGGUGAAUUAAAUGCCAUUGUUUGCAGGAACAUUCUUGUUUAAAAAGAUGCUGGAAGUAUACUGAUCAUUGUGCUUUGUAGUCCAGCUUAUACUCAUACAAAACCGCCUUGAUAUGUUUGAUCUACUAGUUGUCAUUAUUUUUAUUUGGGGAGGCAGGGGAGGGUUGACAGGCGACCGCAGCUACUUCAUAACACCAUGACAGCUUAAAUAAGAUAAAAUGUUUUAGUAAGUGGAGAACCAUAUGGUUGUUGUACGAGGAAUUUAAGUCAAUCUUUCUAAUAAUCCUUUUUUCCUCUAAAUUAUACAUUAUAUCUCUGCAUACUUUUUUUCUGUUUCUUCUGUUACAUCAGGGGGACCUUUAGGCAAAACCUCGAUCAGUUGACUAUCAUUAUCUAAUGUUGUCUGGUCUUGUUUGUUCUUUAGCUUGCUACUGUGUGAUUACAGCUCCUGUGGUGCACAUUUUAAAUAGCUGGUGUUUCUAAAAUUGUAUGGAAGCCUUGUAAAAUAUCCUCAGUCACCAAGGCCUUUCAAUAGUUCAAAUAGUUGUAGCAGGACCUACUCUUUUUCUUAGUCUAUUACAAUGUAAGAGUGGUCGUUGACCGCCUGCUAUUAUUGUUUUUCUAUUAUACUGGAAGAGUGGUCAGUUGCUGGCGUCGCCAGAGAUUAAGCAACUUGCAUUUUGAAAACCACUUCUUUUUUCUAAAUUACACAUUUGCAUUCCCUUAGAGAGAAAAUAAAAUGUCUUGGUUGAAAAUAAUUUGCAUUCUUCAGUUCAUAUGCAAAAUUGUCUAAGGAUGUUUUGGGGUUUACUUUUUGAUCCAUUCCAUUUUAAAAGUGUGUUGGCAAGAGAAUAUAUUGUGUUAAAUUGUUCGCAGAUGCAUAUAAUAAUUUCCAUGACAUUUCAGCUGUAACAUUUGGGGCACACAUGGCUUUCCAUAAGUAUGUGUAGUCAGAUUUCCUGGGAUAAGCUCAUUCCACCUGGCUUUUCUUCACAUUCUAAUUAUUCCUUAAUAUAUUUCUAUUUGGGUUUUUUGUUGCUUUUCAAUAAUAGCUUUUUCUAAUAUUCAAUCUGAAAUCAUGGUCUUUAAAAUUCAGCACUAGCACCGUUAAUAACUGUCUCUUUUGGCCUUACCUCAAUCUCCCCCCUCCCACCGCUCUGCUCCGCUAGGCACUCACUUUGUAUCCCUUUCAGCAACAAAAUUGCUUAUAUAAGCUCUGAUCAAAAUAGAUGUUAACUGCUGUUGUAUUGUGACUAUUCAACAUCAUUUGAGCAAAACCAAUCCUGCUGUUUGAAGUUAUGUAAAUGAGUUGUUUACUGCUAAUUAAAAUGCAUUCCUAUCUGGGCCAGAGGGAUCUUAAAGUGAAUGACUGCUCAGUGUUUUCUGCUUUGUGCAGUUCCAUGAGAUGCAGAAGGAAGUGUACUGUAAGAUAAAGUACUAUAUUUAGAGAGUUCUCAGACCUUCACUAUAUCUUAUGCUGCUUACAACAGAGAUCUGUGCUUAGGAAUGUAUUGCUUUGGAGGUGCUCACUGUGAAAUGAGAGCCAUUACUUGGCUUGUCACAAUAUGCUGUACUUGAUUUUUUACUGCAACAUAAAAAUAGAUGCAUAUGUUUUCAACCAAUUGAAUACAUAAACCUAUGUUUUCAAUUUGUAAUUUCGAGCUUUUAUUGGACAUGAAUAGUAUAUCUUUAUAAUACUGAUUUCAAUUUUGAAUUAAAUAUCCUAGCAGUCUAAACUUCUGACAGAGCAUAAACCUGGACUCAAGACUUAUUGUCAUUAUUAUUAUUAUUAUUAAUAUUAUUAUUUUCUUUUUGGCCACAAAUGGAUCCAAACUAUAGUUUGUAUGAAGUACAGACUGAAUUAACAUAUUUUACCAUGAAGCUUCACCAAAGUGUGGUUUUCAUGUAACUAUAUUUUAUUAUAAAUAUAUUGAUACCAUGCUGUUGAACAGAAUGGUUAGAGCAAAUCAUUUAUAUUAAUUAUUUCAGUGCUAGAGUGGUACCAAGACAAGUUGGGUCUGGCACUGUAGUCUCUGAAAGAACACUGAACACGUUAAUCGUCUUUCUAUUCUAAAGUGCUGUACUGCAUGCGUAUUAAGUCUCAGGGGUAUAGAAGGUUGAUUUUUUUCUUUUUUUUAUUAUAACAUUCUUUGUUUUUCAAAGUGCUUUCCUGUAAUUCAGAGUCUGACUAUUUCUCUUGCUGAGUGGUGUUUAGUGGGAAUAUAUAGAGCAAUUAAAACUAUGCCUGUAUCUCUGAAUAAAUGCCAACUCUGUCCAACAGAAUCAUUUAAUUACCAGCAAUGAAACACAUUUGCUUCAAGUGUCAGCAUUGACAUUUAAAAACAGUUUCUAUUUGCAUUAACAUAAGGAAAUAUCCACAUCUAAAUAUUUUCCGUUUCAACUGGAGUUACACUUGUUAGUGUAUUCAUAGAAAAAAAUAUGAGUUCAGCUUAUUAAAAAUAUACAUCUGGAUCGUUAUGUUGAAUAUGGUCAUCACCAAGAACCAAGAGGCCAGACAUUUACUCAUUGUCUCGUCAUGGUCCAACAUUUUCUGCAAUCACGAUGUCACAAUAACAUACAAUCAUAUAUGCAUUAGAAAACCAGCAUUUGUACUGUGUUUGCAAUGGCACUGCUAGUGACAAGAGAAAGCAUCCUAUAAAUUAUAUAUGUGACCUUUUUGUGUCUGCCUAUGGCUUAACUAAAGACAAACUCAAUUUAGCAUUUACAAUAACCUCCAAAACUUACAUAUUGGAAACCUCCUCCACGACUUCCAAAUUUCAUGUGUCAUAGAGGGUCCAAGUGGACAAAAAACCCUUGUUUAAAGAUGAGUAGCAAUUAUUGGACUAUGAUAUUUAAACCUGAUAAAACACAUUGCAAUGUUUGUGUGAAUCCUUAUACAAGCAAAAAUAUUGUAAAAUAGGGUAAGUUAAAUGUACUAAUUGAUAUUUGUUGUCUCUCGUAGAGGACUAAAUUACUGUACAAAAAACGCAAUGUUAAACUUAAUAUGCGUUGUGAGAAAAAUAAGCUGUAAACAUCCCAUACACAUUUUUUCUAUCUCAGAACUCCUACAAAGACUGACAGUCAUUGCAUCUCAGCACUUCUAUGGAAUGUGUUGCUGUCAUAUUAAAAACAAAGGAGUCUUGUUUUUUGGCAGUUUGGCAACAAACAGUUAUAAUUUAUCUUCUAAAGUCAAUAGCACGCUGACACAGGACAAAACGCAAACUUAGAGAAAAUGAGAAGGUAGAAAAGGCCCUAGGGCUCAAAUGCAUACAGCAAUGGAAUGAAUGUUCAUUAAAAUAUGUAGGUUAUAUUCUACAGAAGGUUUGAUCCAAUAUUUUUUUUUUCACAGUCAGUUUCUUGUGACCAGAUUAGAACAUUAGUUUAACUCAAACCGAAUGUAAACGGUUCUUGAUGGUGCCUAUACAUGACCAUGCUGAGGUCAUCGCAGUCACAAACUAUUAAUUAGACUGUUUUGAACCUUUGGCUUUGUAAGGACCAUUGUAAAUUGUGUAAAUUAGUUGUAAUACUAUGUCUAUAUUAUGUCUAAUGAAUCUUUAUUUUCAACAUCACUGUAAUUUGGAGUAGUUGUGUUAAGGUAGUCAUGCAACCGUAAAAUAAUGGAAUAUAAUGGUAACAGUAUCUUGCAAAACUUUUAUUUUAAUGAACCAUUAGUAUUUUGGCACAUUGGAACAAAUAGCUUUUAGGAGUUGCCCCCUUUUAAGUUCUAAAACCUAUAUUGACUGAAAGCUUUCAAUUUCAAAAUAUAUGCACUAUCAAGAAAGUCUGUUAUUUUAGAAAGUGUAGAGAAAUAUAUUUGGCUGAUUGGCAUGCAUUAUAUGAAAACCAGCAGAUUUAGAUUAAGUGUGCAAACAUUUAUACAUGCUUACUCACCCAUUCACGACAUAUCAGGUAUGACAAUUGUAAAAUUAUAUACUUUUUUUUCAUAAAAGCUGUUAGCUCAUCAAUUUAUAUUUAACUUCAAAUCGCAUUUCCAAAUUUGCUUUAGAAAUGCAACUUUGGUAUAUAUCAGAAUUAUGGAAGAGAGACAAUUAGAAAGUGUUAAAACCUGAACUUGAAAAUCUAGUCUAAAAAUAAGAUUUUGAAAAUGAAUCACCCUUUCAUCACAUACUUGGGAUUUGCACAUUAUAGACCAGUCUACAAGUCUACCAAUAUGUCCUGUGUUAUACUAACAAUUUAUACUAUUUUUCUGUAAGAUUUAUUAUUGCGGAAUUAAAGUGUCACAAUACAUUACAUAUUGAACUAGUAAUAAAAAGAAGCUUAUUUUAAAAUAUAACAUUUAUUGAUGUGUUACUUUAUCUUAUUCUCCAGAUGACCUACAUUAUAUGUUCACUAAUGAAGUGCCUCUAUCUCAUCAAAUGAUAACAUAACAGGUUUUUAUUUGUAAUGUAGACUCAAAACACAUUGCCAAUGCUCUUCGAUUAAACAGCUGAUUAAUAGAUGUUAGUACUAUAUGAAUGUUUCUAUAACCAAACUUAAAAUUACCAAUUUUAUUGACUUUAAAUACAGGAUAUAUUGGUGAUAUAUCCUAUGUAAUAAUGUUUGAACUGGUUGUAGAGUUGGUAAAUUAAAGGACCACUCUAGGCACCCAGACCACUUCAGCUUAAUGAAGUGGUCUGGGUGCCAGGUCCAGCUAGGGUUAACCCAUUUUUUCAUAAACAUAGCAGUUUCAGAUAAACUGCUAUGUUUAUGAAUGGGUUAAGCCUUCCCCUAUUUCCUCUAGCGGCUGUCUCAUUGACAGCUGCUAGAGGUGCUUGCGUGCUUUGCACUGUGAUUUUCACAGUGAGAGCACGCCAGCGUCCAUAAGAAAGCAGCUCUUGCCGCGCGUGCGCAUUCAGCCGACGGGGAGGAGAAGAGGAGGAUCGGAGGAGGAGAGCUCUCCGCCCAGCGCUGGAAAAAGGUAAGUUUUAACCCCUUUGCCCUUUCCAGAGCCGGGCGGGAGGGGGUCCCUGAGGGUGGGGGCACCCACAGGGCACUAUAGUGCCAGGAAAACAAGUAUCUUUUCCUGGCACUAUAGUGGUCCUUUAAGUAAAUGAGCAAUCUCAUAGACAUGUAAAGAAAAAUGGCAUAGUAAAAGUUAACUGAAAAAGAACCUCAGCACUUGGCAAAAAUUGUUGCAAUAGUAUUUUAUUCAGUCAUCACAGAGAGGCAAUGUUUCAACACACUAGGUGUCUUUCACAAACCAUGCAGUGUGAUUGUAUUCAAAAUAAAAAAUAAUAUUGUUUUUAUUAUUUUAUUAUUUUAUUAUUAUUUUAUUAUUUAUAUAGUGCCAUCAGAUUCCAUAGCGCUACAACCAUGAUAUAGACAUGUAUGUGUCAUUACAUACACAUAAAACAUUUAUUGAAGAUACCAUGAAGGAGCAGUAAUACAUUCUGAUGUUUUUACAAUUUAUCUCUAAAAAAGGGCUUGUGAAAUCAAACAAUAAGGAUGGUCAGUUUGUCACAGUCAGAGCUAUUAAUUUGUUUUUAUCUUCAAGAAGAUAUAAAGCUUUUUCAUCCAUUGCAGCAGCACACUCUAUAAUUGUUUUUAUAUCUCUUAUAUUUCAGUCUGGUUCCACUGAAUUGAUAUUACCCAAGUUUGUUUUAUUUUUCUUUCCUUGUUAAAUCAAACAGAUACAGAUAGACUUUUGAUAUUGAGUAAUAAUUGUUCAAAAAGGAAAAAUAAAUCACCUUUUUAUUAAUGUAGUUCUAGUCAUAUUAUUUUGUGAUUUGUUUUCAUUAUGUAAUAAAAACUGGCAUAAACCUUUAUUUUAUUAAUAAAUUAAUCUGUUAAUUUAAUAAAAUGUUAAAUUAUUAGUAACAUACACAUUGAAAGUAUUAAAAAAAAAAUUGAAAAUACAGUGGAUAAUCUCCAAUUAUAUGCUUGUUGAAUGAUUAUGUAGGCACUAAUGGCUUCCUUAGGGUGAGAGAAACAUUAUUUAAUUAUUUUGGGCUUUUGCUCUAAGUUAAAAAUGAUCUAAUAACAGCCAUGUCUAUAAUAUUUUAAAACCAUGAAAUAGAUUUUAAACUAAAAUGUAAAUUCCUUACAUACAUUUCCAAUGACAAUAACAUUUAUAACUUUUGGUAUUUUACCCCCAGGACUAGAUACAAACAGUUCUUAAAGUCACAGUACUUCAUAAGACUUAAACACAGCUGGAUACGUCUGGCUUAUGCGUAUGUAAAGGGGAGCUGUCACUUCCCAGAAUUUUUCAUAUUCCGUCAACUUACCAGCUAUAACUGACAAAUAUGCUUUUGUCAGAUUUUAAAAAUAAAAUUAAAUGUACCAUAAUUGCACAUCUAUCCUUGAAUUGGGUACCUCCAUUUUAGCACUUUGUCAGCGAUCGUUUCAAAUGUUGCCCUUUUCGUCCAUUGAACACAGUAGAAGGAAGAACUGUAACUAUGUCUCUGUUUACACCUCAUUUGCACUGUAUGAGCUAGCUGUACCAUUACUCAAUUCAAUUGUAAAGUCACUUGCUGGAUUAAAGUCACAAGAAAAGUCAUGCAAGAUACAGUAGUCUAGGUGGUUAAAAAUAAACCAUGAAAUAUAUUUUGUCUAUAUAAAAAAUGUGCCAGAGAGGCAUAGAGAAUAAAGGUAUCCUCAUUCAUUUGUGUUCAAAUUAAACUCAAAUUCAAACCUAAAGAAAGAGGUCUUGGGAUAAUGUAAAAUUAUUCAGAGACACGCUUGUCUCUAUAUGUUAGAAAAUGUGGUGCCAAGACCAAAUACAGCUAUUUAAGCCAAAGAAUGGGGUCUGAUAUGACAGGAUCCAUGACCAGAGACCAGCAUGAACUCUACAUGUUUAAUAUUUUGGGUCUCAUUAGUAUGCUUAAAAUGUGUUCAUAAAAGCUAUAUUAAAUGUACACUUUAAAUACCCAGAGCUGUAAACAUAUGAUCAGUGGAACAGUAAAAAUGUGUUGGGUGAAUUAUCAUAAUUGUUCAAAGAACAACGCAUUUAAAAUAUAGUUUGCCUUAAACUCUGCUUAGUCCCAAUUCCACUGACAGGAGAUUGCCAGUAACCCUUUAAGAUAUAAUUUUACUUAUUUCACAUAUAACAAGUCUGUGUUCAAUUACAAUAUACCAAAGCAAUGAACCACUGGAUUGAGAGUGACAUUUGGUUUGGUAAGUAAAUGAUCAAAUAUAAUACUUGUCACUUGAUCUCCUGAGAGGUUUUUUUUUCCUUCAGCCCAUGGAAAUAGCAAUGUAUACACAUUUUUUUACUCUUUUGAUGCUGUGGGAGUUGUGGCUAAGGCUAGAUUUAUGCAAGUGUCGGGAAACGGUUUAUGGAUCACAAGCCAUGCAGUCAUAAUAAACAACGCAACACAGAGAGUGAUUUCAUGAGACCUAGCUCAUAUUUGUUCCUAAACCUGAUACAUGCUUGUAUUUGCCUAUACCUUACAUGCCAAACAGAUGGAAUAACAGAUCUGAAAUAGUAAAGCUGGCUGACUGCCACUUGUUCAGUAUGUUUUGGUUUUGUAUGGAUAAGUAACCAUUCUCCUUUCCCCUGUUUGUAAGAGCUUUCCUGUAAUGUUUUAAGAGAAGCUAAUCCUUGGUUUCCUGUAAAGUGUCUGCUUGUUAAAUAGAUGUUGCUGUAAUGUGCUGUGCUGACCCUGAAUUGUGUGAGUUUGACAUCAGCUAGAUCAAUGGUCUGUAAAGAAGUUGAGUGGGUUUUCUAAUCGCAGAAAUAAGAAUUUAAAGCCAAUAAAAAGGGAUCGUUAUGUGAAUUUUAGCAUGAGUUUAAUGGUUUUUCAGAUUAUUUAUGUAUAGGCACUGAUAACAAGUAAGGACAUACUUAAAGGUACACGCUAAAAUGUUAGGAUGUAACAUUAGUUAAAAGAUGAAGCCUGUGUUGACGGUGUAGGCGGUGGUAAUGCAAUGCUAGUUUCUGUGGUUACCAUCCUGCUGAACAACAUUUCUGGCUAUUUAGAGAGAUGAUUGAUUCUCUGAUCUUUCUUCUAAAUUGGACAUUCCUUCUGGCAUUAUUAUUAUCAUUUCCACAACUUAAGUAAUUUACACUGCACUUUAUAUCGUACUUGAAGGGUGUAAAAACUCCAGUCAACAAACAAAGACAAAAUUAUGUAUAAAGAAAGAGGCCUUUUGAUCUUAUCACAAACAUGUUCACAUUGUAGGACAAGAUAUAUGUAAUUUUGUAUCAGCAAGAUAACGUUGGGACAUCUCUUGUGAUAUGUAACAUGGCCAAGGCUGUUGACUUAGUAGAACAGAAAGGGUUUCAAAACAUGACCAACCCUUUUAAAAUAGCUAGAUAGAAUGUAUAGUCUUUCAUGCUUGGCCCUCAACACUUUCUAUUUCUGUUCAUCCAUCCUGUCAUGUUGAAUCUUCUUGUUUGUUAGUCCACCUAUUGUACAGUCCUGCAAAAUAUGUUGGCACCUUAUAAAUAAUAUUAAAUACAUACAUACAUACAUACCCCUGGAUAUUGAUAAUGUACUAAUCUAUUAAGUACACUUGAGAAGGCUGUUGAUUUUAACUCCUCUACCAUUCAGUUACAGCGACUGAUGGAAUUUUCAACUGCAGUUUGCGUUCAAACCUACUUUCUAAAUGUGGGUAUGCCCUUCAUCUGUAAUGUCAUCAUAUAAAGAGGCUUCAGAAUAAAUCAUGUUGGCAUGAUGCCCUAUACUUAUGUAUACAGCACUAUUACAUGAUCUCUCAGCUAAUAGUCACCAUUUUGAACUUGCUGUUGACAAAUUAAUACAGUAUACUAAUGCACUAGUUACACUGUUUGAACAAACUGUUUAUUAUAAAAUAUUCUGCAGUGCUUAAAACGUAGCCGAAUGCCAGGGAUUCAUUCUUAUCAUUUUUUGUUUUAAUUCCAAACUAAACCACAGGCAUAAGCUUUACAUUCUGUUGAUUUGACUGCACAUUCCACGCUCAAAUAUCUCCUCACCACUUAUUUUACAAUCAAGAACACCUGAGAAAGGACGUAUACUGUCUUUUUUAACCUAUAGUGCAUGUGUAUUCAUGUUUCUCUUUCCAUUCACGGAUAUUUCCAGCUGGGAAAAUAUAGUGUGUACAAUUCUCUGUGCCUUCAACUGACAUUUCUCAUAAAUUGCAACAGAAACACUGUUAUCAGCAGCUUAAUAGCAGCUCUACAGAUCAAGUCUCAGCAUGACACAGAAACUAUGGUAACCACAUUUUCUAGGCAGAUAAAGGAGAAGGGAGGUUUAAGUAGAAAAGUAGCUGAAGCAAAAUUGUAAAUAGAGACCAAAUUACUUAAGAGUUGAUAAGGGUUUGAUGGAUUAAUAGUAUUGUCCUGUUAAACCUCCACAAUGCAGCUGAUGUAUUCCCUAAAAUGUGUUGUACACUUUCAUUUUCUCUGCCCUAGUGGGAUGGUUGAUGCUUAUGCGCUGUCCCUCAUUGUGAAACAAAAAUAGCCAAGACAUCUGCUCCUAUCCCCUCACAUCCCAGCAGAUGAGCAGUUCUCCGAAAAGAAGCUUUAGAAAUGCGGUUGUUUUGUCUUGUGCAAAAACCCUCCAGUUAGCAUCACUGGACUGUACUAUACAUGUUGAUUAAUAGAUAGCCAAAAGGCAAGCGAGAACAUGUUGAUGGGUGUCUGUUCAUAUUGUGUCUAGUAUUGCAAAAAAAAAACCAGAACAUUUAAUGGAUACUAUUCUUAUCUGUGGAAAUUGCUAAGAGGUCAUUUGCAAAUGUCCAAAAAUAAAUCAUGCAAGAUAAAUGCAAUUUCAAAUAUGUGUAAUUCUGUAGAAGUAACGCGUUUGGAAAUGUAAAAUACAAUUUUUAAAUGCUUAAUAUUUUCUAGAAUUAGAUACUCACUAAGGAAAGUAUUUAACAAAAAACAAUGUGUGUUAAGAAUUAGGCAGAUUUUUUUUUUGUCUUACAAGAUUAUUUAAGGUUAUGGUGGGGAAAAAUUGUGAUUGAAAACCCCUUUCACCUGAAGUCUCUGGAUAGUUAAUACAAUGUUAAACAAAAAUCUGCACACCGGUCAAGCCAUAAGACUCGCUUUUCCCACAGACAUCACAAAUUUGCAGUAAUGUUACUACCACAAAGUAUUCUGGGUGGGCAUAUGCAAAUUAGUUUAACAAAGAAUCCCAUUUUUGCCUCAUUCCAUUUUAAACGUGGAUUCCUUUGAGUCUGUGUUUGCUGUAUACAACAGCUUUGAAACACAACUUAGGAAAAGAUGCAAAGCCAGUGAACCACUCAUGGACAGCUGUUUCAUUGUUAGUGCAAAUCAUAAGCAUGAGGUUGGUAACUGGUUUGCUAUUGAGGCUUGGUAGUACUUGGGAAGCAAAAAACAAAAAAGAUUAUGGUGGGGAAAAAAUUGUGAUUGAAAACCCCUUCCACCUGAAGUCUGUGGAUAGUUAAUACAAUGUUUUUGCUUCUGUAUUCUACUUUGCUACAUGAUAUUCAUGCACUGAGCCUUUUUUUCCAGAUCUUCUUGAUCCCUACCUGUCUCUGGGCUCUCAAUCAACUCUUUUGUUUUUUCUUUAAUGCCCACGAUCCUUAUCUUGCUUUGCCUAACCGCACCUUUUGUUUUCUGCACUUUGCUACUAUUCUGUGGAUAAUACUAAAUCUGAACUGCUAUACAAAUCAGCUCUGUAAUCCCUGCUGUGACUUUCCCAUAGACUGCACUUUAAAUCUGUUACAGAGAAAUAAUCUAUUGACCACACAUGCAAACCAUCUAGUAUUGAUAAUAAUAAAAUUAACUUUUACAGUUUAGACUAGGAUUUUACAUUGUACAAGGGGCACACUACAAAUCAAACUUCAGUGGUCUUGUUACUGAAAAAAGGGUGAUUUAGCAGUAUGUUCUUUAAAAAUUGUCAUCAAUAUGUAAAUGGUAGACAUGUUUUUCUAGUUUUGCUAGGAUCCCCACCGGCCCCAUUGCUAUCGGAAGAAGGUAGUGUAAUUUGACUGGAUGUCCUCAAUUACUGGGUUAAAACCAUACACAUACCCCUUGAAAUUGAUUUGUAUAGGUUGUUCUUUGUUGGCAGUAUUUUGGUGGAAACAAUCUUUUACUCGAACAUCAAAAACUGCCCUGACAACUAUUCUACUAAUUGGUUUCUUCAUCACAAUAUGCAAUUUUGUAUUAAUUGCACUGUGUUUUAAAUGUGUUUUUAAUGUGUUUUGAAACACAUUUAAAAUGUGUUUAACUGUGUUGUAUGUUCCCCGCGGGUCUGACACAUGAUUGAGGGCUGAUUAAUGGGAUAGCGGGGCAGUGGCCGUCCGCCCCGCUCACCGCCGGAGUAGGCCUCAAUAUUGUCAAUGAGGAAUCUUCCUCCAGGGGACUGAAGCCCUUUGAGCUAGCCUCACCAUGGAUCCAGAGCCCUCUACUUGCUGAGGACCACCGUUGCUGGUCGGUUUUAUGUCAGUAAUCAUGUUUUUUAAGGCUUAUCUGAUCUUAGGUAGCAGGAGCUGGUCUCACUUGCGACCAUCCAGCUCGGCGGUCUGGCCCCGCCCCCGUAUGUGUUUUAAAUACAUAAUCUACAGGUCUUUUAACCAUCCAUGUUUUAAUAAUAUGUAUACAUUUCAGUGGCUGUGAUCACCUUUUCAAACAGUUUAGAAUUUGAACAUGGUAUCUUGUGACUUUUCUGGACAAAUACAUUGAUAUUAUUGUACUAAUUAAAACAAUGAAAUAUGCUGUGUUACUUGCCAAAAAGCAAUUGCUCAUAUAGUAAAACAAAUAUAUUCCCCCAAUAGUUUUCUGCAAAAGUGUUUUUUUAUUACAAGAAUGGAAAAAAAAUGCAGAGCUGAUAUUUUUCCGUUACGAGUUUGUGAUUGUAAUCAGUGGCUGUCAGUCAGGCUGCUGCUUUGCACAGUGUGAACUAAGCAAACUGCCAUGUCACUUCCUUGCAAGGCGUUGAAGAUUACAUCAACAAACUGACAAAUUGUAAUUGGUAAUAAACUUUUCCUGUAAGAAUGAGAGGAAACUGUAUUAUACACAAGUUUACUGCGUAUCCUGGAAAUAUACUUAGCCAUGUGUUUCUUUCAUAGAGGCUUGUCCAGCUCUGAUAUCAGUUGUUUUUGGCUCUUUGAAGACACUAUUAAGCGUCCAUUGAGUGGUUUAGCUAUUAUAAUUUGCAAUUAUUUUUAGCACUAUGUUCCUCCUUGAUAUACAGCAACAAUAACUGCUAGAACAAGGACAACACAUUCUUAGCAGUUCUGGUUGCUUAUAAUGCCUUAAUCUAUUUGGGAGGGGCACAAUUGACAUAACUGUGAACAGCGAGUAGAGGAGCAUUCACUUUAAUUAAAAGGAGAGAUGAGAAAAUUGACAAUUGAGACUUGUUCAACAUUUGUUUAGAAUAGAAGCAAGCAUACUGCUGUGACACAGCCCUGAGGGUUAUACACUCCUCCUGGCCCACAGAUUUUACCCAUACCUAAUUAUCACUAAUGUAAAGUCUGGGAAAAGAACACAAACAAUGCAAACUAUUUCUAGUAGUUUAGAUCUUGGCACAUAUCAAUAGCACCUAAUCUUACAUUGUCACUUUUCACACUACCUUAAGAAUCACACGCUUUGUUUCAUAAGUAGAGCAGACCAUGGUUUCACUAUACACACAUUUUCUAGGAGUGAUCUUUUUGCUUGUUUUUAUUUUAGCUCAAAAACUUUCAAAAACAAUUGAAGAGGUAUUUAGUAACAAUGAAUAAGGUUUUUUUUUUUUUUAAUUUUGUGACUUAAUGAAUUGGAAUUACCAAUUGGGGCUUCUCUUACCAGAUACAACACAUUGAAUGAUUUUGUGAACUGGCAAUAUUCUCUGCCGUGCUGUAAAAUACAUCGACUUUUUAAAAAAGGUUACUGUCUAUAAGUGAUUGUAAGUGUAAUAUAUGAAGUUUACGUGGCUCUCAUUUACUUUGCCUUAGCUUCAGACUGUGCACUGUAUCUGCUGGGUUCCAUGUUGUCAAGUUGGCAGAGUCUGUUAAAAAAGUAUUUAUCUUUGUGAUUUGUUUUAAAGUGACUGACUGAAAGCACUUUUCCAUUCAACCCCAUGUAAGUACUGUCAUAGAUAGGCUAGCAUGCGGACCCCUUCCAUACUAUGCUAGAAACAAAGAUCACACUGAUCACACCCACAAGGUCACAGCAGCUGUCUGUAAGUGUGAUUUUUGGCUGUGUCCCCAAACCCAUGCUGAGCAUUAACAGUUUUUGUUUAUUCCUUAGGUACAAAGGGGAUCUAUGCUUAAAUUCAUAAACACAUAAAUGGCAACAUUGAAUUCUAGCCAUUUUCUUCUCACAAAACCUAAAUCCCUACUUGAGAUAUUCAAAUAUAUAUUUUUAUUUUUUAAUAUCUGCAUUGUACCAAAAUAAGUAAAAAGGCUUGUCUGCUGUUGCAUGGCAUAUUUGAUUGUAUUUGUAUUAUUACUUCUUUUUUCGUCAUUUUAGUAUAUUUUUUUUAAAUGGUUGAAACACAUUACAAUGAGAAGUAAACAUAAGGCACAGAGCUGCAUUUCUUUCCAUGACUCAUAUUUGGUUUCGUUCUUUUAUUUUUAAAAAAAAAAAAAAUGUUACAUAAAUGUGUUCUUUAAAUUCCCUUGGUUUCUUCCUCUUCCUAUUUUCCCUCACCACAUUUUUCUUUUCGUUUUCUUCCUUACAUUGAUGAUCACACGUUUGUAAGUACUAUCCUUCUAUCAUUGUUUGUAUACCAUGAAAAAAAUAUUUUUCAGUGGCCUCACAUUGUUUUUUUUAAUCUUGUCACAAGGUUGAUUGUUUAAAGUCAUUUUACUGAGAGUAGUCCUUUACUUCCACUAUGUAUUUUGCUUCAACAAUUAAUUUCCUUUGCCCAUUUUGUUACUGUUUAUCUGUGCAAAUUUGAGAAACCUAUGCAUAUUGUAAACAAACUACAUUAUAAAUAUAUUUGUUGGAUAUCAAGCAGGGUCAUGUAACAGCUACACUUUAAAGUUAAAAAGAGUUUGCCUAUAAAUUGUACUAGCCAAAUUACUAGAAUGCAAAUUAAUCUAAAUUAUAAAGAUUUUACUUAUUUGCAAAAACCCAUAAACUUCUAGUCUACUGUUUAGAGUAUUGAACUGUUUGUGGCUCCAAAAUGUGUAUGUGUACUUGUUGCGGAGGCUAGAUUUGUAUUUUGGGUUUUGGGAUCACACAUUCCCUGUAGAGCUAUGUCCGCCUUACAUCCUUCCUGAAGUCUAUAAAAUAAUUACUAUUGUGUCUGAUAAAGUAAUAAACACAAUUCUUAACCUGUACUUUCUAGUACAACACUCUGUUGUUAUCUGUGAUUUAGAACCUAUGUAGAUGAAAAGUACAGAGAGUUUCUGCUGGUGUUCACAUUGGAAUUAAAUGUAACACAUUUCUUAAUUAUUAAAACAAUAUGGGCUGGAUUUUCUUAAAGUAAGAUUUACUCUGCUUACUAAAUAGCAAUUCAUCCAUUAAAGUAUUUGGCAAAAUUGCUUUUCAGUAAGGAGAGUAAACCAUUAUUCCUUUAAGAGUAUAAAGCCUUUUAUGUGACAACGGCAUAUGAGUCAACUUGAUUAAUCCAGCCACAGAUUCCGACGUUCUCCUAGAUUGCUGCUGUUUUUACCCCUGUUACUGUCCAUGUACCUUAAAAUAUGCAUCCUGCUUUUUUGUUCAAAUAAAAUAACUUCAUUCAGUUAGCCAGUAUUCAAAUUUACAAUCUGAGGUGUGAACAGCCUUAAUUGUAACUUCACAUGUUUACAUACAACCAAGUAUACAUCUGUAAAAAUCCCUUUCACAUAUUCAUUCAUUCAUUCAUUUAUUCAUACAGAGGUGCAGUUUGUACGAUUGUUUUCCCUUUAAAAUGUAUUGCAUGGCUGAACAAGUUUUCUGAUUGCUUCUCAAUGUUGUUUUAUCUAACAUUUUUGAUAAUGCACCCCCAGCCAGGCACUCUUCAUAGAUUGUGAGUAAAUAUGGAUUAAUGAUAAAUGAUAAAAAUUUCUCCAUAUUUACAGCCAAUCACUGCCAAGGUUGACAUCCCUGCUCUUCAACAUCAUCAUCAUGUUUGACAAAGCAGAAUACACCUCAGCAGGGCCCAGCCCAUACAUAUGGUAGUUAAACAAAUGUGCUGUCAAAGUUUCAAUGGUCCACAUGAUUGUUUAUGAUCCCUGCAAGGCAGUGAUGGCUGUCAUUUUAGCUUUUCUACAGUCAUUUGCUUAACGUCUUAGCCACAGGCUUACACAACAAAUGAUACAGAUUUUUUUUUCAGCUCAGUGAGCUGUUUUGCACAUCCUGUUGCUUUUUUCUUGUAUAUGUGGACACUUUUUCAUCAAGAAACUUUAUUUCUAAAAAAAUAGUAAUUCUAAAGAAGGUGUGAUGUAUGCUGUACUUUAAUUUUUACAAUUUUUAAUAUUGAUAUUUGUUUAUGUUUCAAGGAUAUUGUUAAGAUGUAAGUUUUAGAUGGGAUAAAUGUGUUGUAAUGCUUCUGCAUGUGCAAUGUCAUCCUAGAAACAUGAAUGGCUCAAGAGCAUAAUGUCAAUCUGAAAAAGAUAUUUGUUUGUUCUGGAAAGCGUCAUCCAUCCAAUAUAUUAAAGGUAUUACAUUUUUUUUCUUGUUUGCUUUAUAGAGAAUCAAUUUAUCCAUGUGACAUGUGCUUGUAGCUGUGCUAAUCCUCAGUUGAUUAAAUAAAGAAGGAUAUGGUUCUUAAGUUCACCUCUUAAUGUAUUCAUCUAGAAAUGUAAGCACUAAGCCAAUCCUAUUAUAAAAUGUAUAUAGUGGAUUUUACAUCAUGUACCGCUAAGUGAAUUGGACCAUUUGUUGCAGGUCUAAUUCAGACUGUUGUUUUGGUUCCCUUGAUAUUAUUAUACUUUAUGGCUCACCUACAAACAAAAAAUGAUCAGUAGAUCAGAUGCACACGCUUAUAGAAAUUACAAUACUGGGUAACUUUAUAUAUCAGGUGGUUGUUUAUUUUAAAUCAAGAAAUAAACAUAUAAAUAAAGCAAAACAAUAAUUAGGGAGUGAUAUGGGUGAGGGUCUCUAGAGCAGUUCCCAAAUGUAGCUUCAUGAAGCUAAACCAAUAGUGUCACUCUCUGGUCUUCAAGGGAUAUGAAUCACAAUAUAAAGCUGAUCUUAAAGUGUCACUCUCAGGUCUUCAAUGGUGAUAAAUCUCAAUACACUUUUGUUAGUCUCACUAACCUAAGCUGGAAUACAAAGACUUACGAUCCCACGUACUGAACUAUUUCCUUAAAUGGCAGGGUUAGGCUAACUGGCUUGGACUAUUCUUUUACAUACUUGGGUCAAUCUAACCAAAACAAUAAUUUAAUCUCUGGUUUUUGGUGGAGACCUUUCAAACAGAAGCCACAUCAGAAAGAAUUGCAACCAAUAUGAGCUGAACCUAUAACUGCUACAUGGGUUACGUUUGAUCUGGACUAAGAGUACUCUGACCAUGUAUAAGUAUAAGUUCUGUAUAUCAGUAGCAAAUUUAUCCAGUUCUAUCUGCAUGUCUGUCCAUUCAUCUCCCUCAUAUGUGUUAUCUAUCUCUAUCUUAUCAGUAGGAAUAUGUUGUUUUCUGUCACUAGUAUGGAGGACUUAUACAUUUUAUUUAUUCCCUAUGUGCUGUUUGUGUUAAAGGCAUUUCCAAAAAAGCAUGUGAAUAACAAGGACCCGACGAGCUGAAUAUAUUUUAGCUAUUUAUAAUUUCCAACUAAAUUGUCAAUAAAUGUAUAUGUUACAAUGAAUACAUUUACAUGAAUAUCACCCCCUCCCUCAUGGUGCCAACGGUAGACAGCUAUGUGAGACCAGAUUAAUACCCUGGUAUCAUCCAACAGCAUGCAGUAUUUGUAGAUGCAAACACACACUUCCUCAACCACCAACAAACCUUCACAAUUUUUCCAUCUAAAGGGUUUCAACUGUUUGAGAGAGAAAGUAUGGUUUUGCAUAUUGCACUUUAAACAACCCUUUGAGUAACAUAAUGCAUACACUACAAUAUGAGAUUUAUAAAAUGGAAUUCUCUGUAUGUCUCAGUACAAAGUCAAUUUAAUUUUGCGUUAAUAAUUUAAGUGCUUUUUUCAGAACAUAUCUGUCAUAAGUUAGAUUUAUUUAUUUUUUUGUUCACAAUCAAAUCAUUUGCUGAAUGGCAGCUGAAAAGAAAAUUGGUAAAAGGAGACUCCGUUGCUCUCUGAGCCUUCCAGAUUGAAAUCCCCUUUUGAGCUACAGCUAAUUCUGGAAGCAAAAAAUGUUUUCAGCAAAAAGCUAAAUUGUUGAAGGGGAGACAGAGUAAUUGCUAGGCUUGAGUAUUUCUUUGAAAUAGAUGAGAUUAUAUGGAUCACAGUUUAAUACAAAUAAUGUUUGUGAUAAGGGAAUAGUUUUUAUAGUAUGUACAUUUUAUCAAUUUAUGGCCGUGGCAGGUUGCUUGGUGAUAAUAGACUGAUUUUGGCUUUUCCUCAAAAGACCUCUUUUCCCCUCCACAUUAAAUGAAUGCUUCUUAUAUAUUUAAUAAUGCUAGUAGAAUGAAGUCUAUUGUCAUUAUGCCACCAAAGAUUGAGAAUAAAAAGCAAUUUAAACAUUGCAUGCUUAUUCAUGACACUUAGAACAGAUCCAUUACCUCUCCAUGAGUAGUGUGAUCUUGAAGUAAACUAAGAUCAAUAUGGGGAGUGGGGAGAUAUCAACUGAAAACCUGCUUACAUAGAUAACUUUACUCCAAGAGUAAAUAAAACAUAUAUAAUAUUUAUUAUCACAUUUGAAAUACAAUAGAAUAUUUAUCAUUAUAUUACAUGACAUAGGUUAAAAAAAUAAUAACAGGGCAGGUGGUAGCUUCUAUUCAAGGUUAAUGAUCAUAAUUUUGAAAACAGCCAACAGUAAUAGUAAUUCAGCCUAUGGCUGCCUAAUGGCACUGGAAUGAAGUAUAUAGUGCUUUUAAAAGUGAGUAAUUUAUCUACCGUUUUCUUUUCUACAGUACUCAGUGUUCUAAGCCUUGGGUGAUGUGGUGUGUUGUUUAUUUUCUCUUUUGGAAGCACAUUCGCAGUUUAGUUCUGAAAACACAGUUAGUAGCAUUUCUUUAGAAUUAGGAAUUGUUUUGUUACAUUAUUUGUUUAUAAAGUGCACACAUGUUCUGUAGAGCGGAACAAUUGGUGUAUGAAACAUACAAGUAAAUUAUGUCAUACAGUAACAAUAGGUGGCCAUUGUCUUUUUAAAGGAUCUGUAAGUUUUAAGACAAAAUAUUAAUAAUUCUGACGAUUUUAUACCAUUUUGGAAAGAAAUUGAAAUAAAUGGUCAGUUGAGUGAGAUAUACAAAAACACAAAUUAAUUUAUAGUUAAUAGGCUGUGAAAAGGCAACAUUUUCACAUCAGAGAAUUCAUAGAAAACAUUUAGUUUCAAGGAAGGCAUUGCCAGUAAGUGAAUGCAGAUUACAAAGGCCCUUUUUUGGUAUUGAACCUUGAACUUUCUUACUUUCAUCCAAUAAAGAGAGAAUAAUGUAAAUAGAAACCCUGCAGUUUGAGUUAGGUCUAAUGGGGAAAGGUUGUAAAAACCGUAAAAGGGUUUGAUUGAUUGGCGUCUACACUGCAAUCCCAAGAGCAAAGUGAUAAUGCCUUGUUCCCCCUCCUACCCUCCAUCACCAGAGGAUUUUAUGUGACACUCAUGGUUACAGAUUAUCUGUUGAGAAAAGCCAUUAUCUUUGGUAGGAAGACAUUAUAGGUAGUGGUUUAAAGUGAAGGAAACAUGGAAUACAUCAGAGCAAAUGUACAAUUACCAAUUAUUUAUAAAUAAUAAUUACAUGUAUGUAUACCAAUAAAAUAAUAAUGUUAAUAUCAGAACUGGUGAAAAUACAAAUUGGGUUUGCCAAAAAAAUAAAUGUUUUUAUUUUUAUAGAGUGGAGAAGAUGUUACCUUUCAUGCUGGUAUAGAUGUACUUUCUGCAUAUAAAGAGUUGUGUUUCACCUGUAUUUAUUCUUGUAUAUUUGCUGAGAAUUGAAUGACAAUCCUCAGUAACUUGUUUGUAUAAACAAGUUAUGGAUAAGUGUACCAGUCAUGUCAGAUACAUUUGCUGUGUGACCAUCAGUGUCCACAUCUGGUGGAAAGGUUGGGGGAACAUGAGACUAUCACCCCAAGUCUUUUAAAAAAAUCUAAAACAAUUCAGUUGCUGUUUACAUUACACAUGCUAGUAAGACUUUAAAACAUGUGCACCCUUUUUCACCUAAAUAUAUUUUGGUAUACAUAUCAGAUGUCUCUACUGCUAGAUGUCUCUACUGCUACAUGAACUCUGUUGCUUAGUUUAGGCAUUUACCUUAUUAUUAUUAUUAUUUUAUUAUUUAUAUAGCGCCAACAAAUUCCGUAGCGCUUAGAGCAGGGGUUCCCAACCCAGUCCUCAAGUACCCCCUACCAGUUCAGGAUUUAGGGAAUACCCAGGUGUGUCUGACACAACUGGAUAAUCCCUAAAUCCUGGAAUGUUAGAGGGUUCUUGAGGACUGGGAUGGGAACCACUGCCUUAGUGGGUUAUUGGUGCAUUUUUUUUUCUUUUGACAACUUCAUGAUGCCUAGUUAUAAACUUGAGCUGAAGUGUUUUGUUUUCUUCAUCAUCCAAUCUAUCUCAAUAAUUUUUUAAAGGACCACUAAAUUCACCCAGGUCACUUCAUCCAAGCCAAACAUUAUUGCUGUUUUACAGAAAUGUUUACCUCCUGAAGGGCUAAACACAUUUCCAGUGGCUAUUACACUGAGGCCCCUAGAGGCGCUUCUGCUGCAAUGACCUAGGAAGCUUGAUCACGUGAUGCAGAAAACUUGGAGAUGCAAGCGGCACUUGCCUCGCGGCACUUGUCAGUCUCCAAUGCUUCUCUAUGCAGAGCAUUAGAUUUUACCAUCAUAGAGGAGGUCAUGCUUCCUCUAUGACAUUGCAGGGAGAGAGGUAAGCAGGAAAAAGGGAUGUAAAUAACAUUAUUUAAUGGAAACCAAGUGGGGGGGGGCACCAUUAAGCUUAUUAUCUACAAUGAUUAUCGAUGUCUGUCAGUCUGCCUGCUUUCCUUUUGAAUACCUGUCCAUCCACCCAUUUAUUAAUUUAUCCACUUAUAGUAAGAGCUUACCUGCUUGUAAUUGUUGUUAUAUUUAAAAGUGUCUCUAUUUUGUUUCUGAACUCUUUUCUCUUUUUUUUCUUUUACUUAAUAUCUGCUAAUGUAUAAAAGAAAAGAUAUUUCAAAACUACUAGAAAACUGUAUAAUUAGCAAAGGUUACCGGAGUAUAGAGAAUAGCAUUGCUGAAUCAUACUGAUAAUUGUAAGGGCAAGUUAAUAAUUGUGAAAACUCUUGCAUAAGGUUAAUGAUUUACCCCAAAUCUUUCUUUUUAUCUAUACUCUCAACGACCACUUCAUUAUAUAUUGGCCUUUUAAGAAAAUAGUUGCAAAGUAACUUGUGAUUGUAACCUAAUAUAUAAUGUAUUUAGACAUGUUUAAAAGUGAAUGAAGGCACCCUUUAGACUCAAAGUGGAUUUUAUAAUGUUUUAUGCAUUGUAACAUUUGAAUAUUAAAUAUUAUGAAUAAAAACACCUCCAAAUUUCGCUUUUCAUAUUUUUUUUUUCUAAGCUUGAUUUACCUCCUCUGAAGUAAACUUAAACCAGAAACCAGAGAUAUUUCAGUUAAUCCCUUGUGUACAUUUGAAACCAAUGGAAUAAGCAGAGCUCAUAGAUAUCUAAUAAUAAUAAUAAUAAUAAUAAUAAUAAUAAUGAAGCCAUACAGGUAAAGGGAAGUCAAGCAUAACUAUAUAACAGAACAGAAGCUAAGCAUGUACAAUCAAUUUCCCUUUAAUUGUGUAUGAAAACAUUGUACACAUACUUUGAGACUGACCUUUGGGUCACAUUUUGCUGGGUAUCUAGAUGCUAUCUUUUGGAUUUAAGAGACAGUAGGAGGUGGAGAUUUGGCAAACAGGAUUUAUUUAAUUAACAGAAAACUAAUGAUUAUUCAUUACUAAAUUACUUUUCAAUGCUACACUGUUAUAAAUGGAAACCUGUUAAAAAAAAUAUAUACACACAAAAUGCGCAGCCAGCUUAAUUAAUUGCAAUUUUGUAUGCUAGAGUAUGUUGAAUACCAUAAUAAAUAAAUGCAAUGAGGAAAAUGUAAGUAUUUUAAGGGUUAUUCCCGUUAAAUAUAAAUGCAUAUUUUAUUUUCAGACCAUUUUAUUCGUAAAAUGAAUUGGCAUUCAGUAAGCCCAAAUUGGUUGUGUUGACUAUCAGAGUGGUUGUCUUUUUAUUCGCUGGAGGAAUAGACAUGUUGUCACACACCAUUAGUCUUAUUUUCUAAGAAUUAUUUAAGUGAGCCAUUGAAUACUUGUUCUACUUAAUGAUUUCUUUUCUUUUGUUUAACACUUUAAAUAAAAAAGUAAUAAACACAAAAUUACAAAGGCAGAGGACAAAUGCCUCUCUGGCACCAAACUGAUUAAAAGAUAAGUCUAGUACAUCAAAUGCCUAUAAUGGGUGAAAUACCUUAACAUAGUCAAAUUCUUGGUUUGGAAAAUAAUUUUCAGUACAGUAUCUAUCUAUCUAUCUAUCUAUCUAUCAAAUAUAUAUUUCUAUAUACAUAUUUGCAUUUUAAGAGGGUAGUAAGUCUUAUUUCUUGCCUACGUGAUAUUCAAUUUCAACAGGGCAGUCCAGCUGCUUGCUGGAGGAAUUAAAUCACAGAAGACCAUAAAGAAAAUUUGCACGCAGCUGUUAAACCAUUUAACCUUACUUUUUUAUCCCAUGUAAUCUGUCAUGCGCUGAGUAAUUUUAAGUAUAGAAUGUGGUAUCUACUUUUAAGUCAUUACAGUAAUAAAUAAAAGCUACAAACAUUUGUUAAUGGGUGUAUGCUGAUAGCAGGAGAGAGAAUGGGAAUUUCUUGCUUAAGGGCCAAGGAUUUAUAACAAAUCAUAACAUAAAGAAAUAGUGUAAAUGAAUAUUGCUAGUGGUGCUGCCUUCAGGGGAUUAUGUGAAGCAAUCAUUUACAAAAUAGCAUUUGUCAGGAUCUGUUAGAACAAACAAUUUAUCGGAUAAUUUUUUUUAAAGUUUUGUUCUUUUUCAUUGUGUGAUAGAACCAGACAGUACAUAGUUGAAAAAAACUUGGGAUGCUAUUAUUAUUGCCAUUUAUAUAGAGCCAACUUAAUCCACAGUGCUUUACCAUUUAAAAAAGGGGCAAAUUUAACAAUAAAUGAAACAAAUACAAAAUGUUACAGGAACAAUAGGUUGAUGAAAACCUGCUCAAAUGAGAAUACAGUCUAGAGGAGGUGGGGUAUACAAAAUACAAUAGGAAGGGCAGAGUAGGGGAUAGCAACCAAGCAACAAGGUAGCACAGUAGCUUAACUGGAAGAUGAGAGUGAAAUAUGAUCCAUUAAGAGAGAGCAAGAGACAGAUUUGUGAAAUGGGUUUUAAGGGAACUUCUUAAAUGAUUUAGACUAGGGGAGAGUCUGAUGGGUGAGGCAGACUACUCCAAAGGAAUGGAUACGCCCUCGAGAAGUCCUGCAAGUGUGAGUUAGCAAUAGGGGUAUCAACAGCAGGCAGGAGAGGGUUAUCGGCAGAGUGAAAAGAUGAGACUAGAACUGUUUUAGGUAAGGGUUGGUAUUUAGAAUCGACUCCUAUAGAAUAGAAAAAGCCAAUGUAAGUAGCAGAGGGUCAAGGUGUGAGAGGAGCGACAGAAGAGAGAAAGCCUGGCAGUAGCAUUCAUUAAGGACUGUAACGAGGCUAUAUGAUUUCUGGGGAGACCAACUAGGAGAGGAUUACUAGAGCAUGAAUAAGUUCUUUAGCAGCAUCUCGUGUAAUAGAAUUGGCAGGAUGUGUCAACAGAGUGGAGGUGAGGUGCAAAUGUGAGACCAGAAUAAGAGAUAACAGCAAAACUGCGAGCUUGCAAGGACAGAUGGGGUGUAAUCAGCUUGCAGGGAGAGCAAAAGGGGAAGAUCAUUAUUAUGAUGAGUAAAAAUAAGAAGCACCAAUCAGAGAUGGAAGAAAGGCAACCAGUGAUGUUCUAGGAGAGAGAGAGAGAGAUCAGGGAGGAGCGCUAUAUCUGGGUGUCAUCGGCAUAUAUGUGCUAGCAGAAUUCGAAAGAAUCGAUAAAUUUUCCAAAAGUGGCAGUUUUAAGAGAAAACAAAAUGGGACAAAGAACAGAGUCUUGGGGGUCUCCAACUGAGACAGGACCAGGGAGUAGGUGUCAUUAGAAACAGAGACACUGAAUGAACCACUGGAGGACAUUGUCACAGAGGCAGAGGGAGUGAAGAGCUUGAAGAAGGAGGACAUGAUCAACAGUGUCAAAGGCAGCAGAAAGAUCUAGAAGAAAUAGGAUGGAGUGGUGACCUUUGCGUUUAGCCACAAUUAGAUCGUUAGUUACUUUAAUCAGAGCGGCCUCAGUAGAAUGAAGGGGGCAGAAGCAAGAUUGAAGAUUGUUGAGGAGAGAGUUGGAAUUGAGAAAGCAUUCCAGAUGGGUAAAGACAAGUCGUUCCAGAAGUUUUGAGGAAAAUGGGGGAAAGGAUAUGAGACGGUAGUAGGAAGGGGAAGAUAGGUCAAAAAAUGGCUUUUUUAAGACGGGUACAACAGUAGCAUGUUUAAGGGGAACGGGGACAAUGCCAGAGUAAAGAGAACUUUAACUUCUAUCUCACCAAUUAGGCAUUGCAGAACAUAUCACUUCAGCUCCUAGCAGUUAAGGGUUCUUAAACAUAAAGGUACUGACAUCAGAGCCAAUAUUACAGCAGUAAACUGCAAAACUGCUACAGUAGGUUACAGAAAUACACGCUUUUCCUUUUUUCGAUGGAGAGUUCACUGCAGGGUUUAUUGAUUAGAUUAAAUGGAUAUGAGCUGUAAAAUUCAGAAUAUUCAGUAAAACUAUUAGAGCUUCCAAUAUGUGGUAAAAUAGGAGUUGACAUGAGUCUCUCUUGAUUUGAGCUCCUGAUUUGAGUAAUUAUUUAAAUCAAUUGGGGCAAGAUACAGGAAUAAGUAUGUGAAGACUUUAAUUGAUUUAAUGUAUACAAUAGCAAUCUUCUAAGCCUGGGUUGGCUAUGUUUGAUUGCGAUUUAAAUACGCUGUGGUAGAUGUUGUGUCAUUUAUUUUAAGAGACUGCUAUAUAUUUCAUGAAAUGAUACAGCCCCUACUCCAGCAUCUAUAAGGGUCUGGGACAAGGAUCAUUAAUCUAGUGCUGAUAUGAUGUUAGAUCAUGGUAACCCGUCUACCAAUAAACAAUAUCCUAAAGUUUGUCCAUCCCUGAUCAAAGCUAUGGUAAGAGGAUGGACAUUAUAAAUCUGUUCACGGAUAAUAUUUUAAUAACUGAUUUUAAAUUUCUUGUCAGAAAACUAUUAUUGAAAAAAUAGUUAAAAUGCAUAUAUCUAACACUUUUUACUGAUUAAAAUCUUUUUCAAAUGGGCAACCUAUUAGGUAAAAGUCAAAUGCAUGCUUGGAAAUGUUAUGAUCUAAGCAGAAAUGACAAGUAUGUGAGUGCAAAUUUGUUAUUCAAAAUAUUGGAAAUUCUGCUGGACUGUUUAAACAUGUUACAGUGCAUAUAGAUGGUGUUUAUGCUCCAUUGAUUGAUGGAAAUUUCUUUUAGGCGACAGGUCCAUUUUGAAAUGCAGAAACAUUCAGUUUGUUUUGUCUGUGUUGCAUUCAAAUAGGGAGUUAUAUAUUUUCUCUACUCCUUAAAUAAAAGCUCAUGCUAUUCUAUUAUUUUUCUAAUAGGGUUUUUGUUUUAUCUUAUUUUAUUAUUUUCUAACAUUAGCACUUGCAGAUAAAAUGUGUACUGUCUUGCUGCUCCCUACGUCAUGGAGAGUUGCAGUUCUUGCUCCCCUUGUAGAAAAUUCAAUGGAAUAUCAUUGGGUUGCAUUAUCCCUUCCUGAAGCCAGCUGUGCAUUUUAUGUUUUUUUUCUUUACAUUGUUUUCUGUCAGGGGCAGCAAGACCUCCAGCAAGAUCCAUGAAUCUUAAUGAAACAUGAAAAAGAAAAAUAACAAAGGUUUAUCUUCUAAACUAUCAUAAGAGAUAAAUACAUGUAUAAAACCAUAGGCAUUUAUUUGCGUUGGAGAAAAAAACUAGGACAAAUAUGACUCUUGAAUAUAAAUUUGAAGAAAAUGUGUCACACUGUAUUGCAAUUGAAAACACAAUUCACUUACUUAAGUCCGGCUUUUAGGUACACUUUUGACAAAUAAUAUUGGACCACACAGCACUUGAAAUCCAUUAUAUUUAUGUGAUGAAGCUAUAUGACUCACUAGGGAUUUUCAUUCUUUAGCAUAGGGAUUACAGUGUAUAAUAUGAUUUAGUUUAUUUUGGUUUGAUUACUCUGAUGGAUUUUAUUUUAGUAUUUGCUUAUGUAAAUAUUUUUAACCCCUUCACCAGUGAAAUCGAGUUUAAACAAUUUUUAUUAUAUGUAAUUUGCAGUAUGAAAUUUAGUCCAUAAAGCCUCACUCACCCUUAUUUAUAAGAAUGUAGAGGAACAAAUUUCUCUGCCAGAGGACACUAGUUACUGAUAUAAUGCCUGCAGGUUUGCUCACAAUGUAAGCUGCCCCCGCUUACAAACAGUAAAGUUAGUUUCAAUGGGUCAUGUCAUUUCUACAGGCAGGGUUGAAGGAAGAGCUACCAUUUCACUGUUAGUCAAUCUCAGGAAUGUUAAUGUAAUGCUAAGAAUGAUAUUGCAGUUUUAAAUAUCUUUUUUUUUUAAAUAUAUGAUUUAACUGUAUGCACUGUAUGUGGUCAUUAGGCAGACAUUCUUUUUACAUUCUGUUGCUAUUUUCAGAAAAUGGCACUGCGAGUUAUGCCUUAAGGGUUCUUGCAAAUACCUAUAAGCAAGGUAUUUGAGUAUACAUCUAAUUUUGUCACGCGUACUAUAUGUGAGAAAAAUUAAAUUUGUGCUUUUAUUCUAACGUUUAAAUCCCUGUGUAAAAUAUUGCAAGAUAAAGUACACUGUAUGCUGGUAAUCACGCUAUUAAGUAUGUAAUUCACUGAUAAGAGGACAGUAUGGCUGUAAUUAACAAGAAAGAUACUAUAUAAUUUUGAAAAACUGUUUAGUAUGUUCGAACAUUGGGAGAUUUUCUGUGUGAGGGGGAGGGCACACUUUUUAUUUAUUAUUACUACUUUUAUUUUUUUUAUUUUUUUUAUUUGUGCCUCUGUGUAUUUUGCACCCUCUGCCCACCCCCACACUAUGCCACUACUUGGCAGUGAAGUGGUUAUGAUGUAAAUUGGCAUCUACAAAUGCAUGUGAAUGAGAAUUUCACCAACAUAAGACCAAUUCUUUCAAGUCAUCUUUUUUUAUCACAAGUUGUUUAGUAAGAUAAUGCAUUAAACAUUAGUGUUCAUGAAUAUACUGUAUGCAUGUAUAUGAGGAAGAUGUGAAUAAUUUUUCUCCCUAUCAGUCUGUUUUUGUUUCUCUGAAACUGUAUCUAAAGACAUAAUGGAGAGAGAUCACGUCUAGUAAAAGCAAUUUUGGCCCUUUAAAGAAUUGCUUAUUAGCAAUCUGUGUGAUUUACUGAGGACUCAGCUGGCUGCCAGCAGCGGUUUAGGAAUGUGUUCUCCAGGGCCUGGUAGCAAAAGAUGAAAAGGACCCAGAGCUGGCACAAAAGCAAAUAAAUGCUUUGACUUUAACUAAAACAUCAUAAUUUAUGAGACUGUUUUCCUCACUCUCAGCACAGCAUGAAUAGAUAACAGCUUUGACUGUAGCACAGAGUAUUUGCUGCUUUUGCAACAUCUUCUUCACAUUGAACUGCAAAAGCCUUUCUUUUUUUUUCACACACACACAUAAUGAGUCAUUUGCACAAUACUGUAAAGUAUUCACAUUCUGUUUUUUUUUCCUUUCACACUGCAAAUCUAGAAUCUAUUAGUGGGCAUAUGCAGAGAUUAAUUAACUUUCAGAGAAGCGCUACUUGCUGGAUCUCAUAGGUUUACAUCUGUUCUAGAUUUUUUUUUUCCUAGGCUCAUUUUGCUUUUUUCUGUGUUCAACAAUCAUUCAGUUGUUUUUUUUCCCACCACCUAGUUUUUAUGAAAUAAAUUCAAUGUUCUGCUGAUCAGUUCUCGGAAAUUACCUCCCACGGGCUGCUCUUUUUUUUUUCUUCUUUGGGUCUCUGGCAUGAAACGAAUGUUCUGCGUUCCAUUUAGAUGUCUGAGAGACUCAGACGGUCAUGUAUGGUCAUUUAAAUGCUUCCACAUAAUAAUGAGAAAACAUCAACGUGUUUUAAAAGCAAUUUAAUCAGUUUUGCAUAUGUUCUAUCUAGCAGGGAUAUUUUUGAAAACAAGACAGGAGUAUCUUAUUUUGUGUUUCUUUCCUUUAUUUUUGUAUUUUAUUGACUGCAUUAUUAUGUAUAUGUAAAAAAAAUGAUGUGUAAAUGAAGAGAUAGUAGUAGGGGAGAAGGAGGCAUUUCCAGUGAGCAGCGUCCAUUUUAAAUAACACAUCAUUACAUUGUUAGAUGAAGAGCACAAACACUGUACUUUUGCACUUACUAUAAUUCAGUAUUGAAAGUGACAACAAUUUGGAAGUACCGCUUAGUGUUUGUCUACAUGCUGUGUUUUUAUAACCUACUCAAGUCAUACCUGUCUCUAAAGGGUUCUGGAAUUCACACGUCUAUGUAAAUACAAUCCUCAUCUCCUUAUCCAUUACCGACCUAUGAGUAAGUCUCCUAAGGUGCUUCACACCCAUUAGGUUUUUAUCAUCCCAACCCCUAGCCAAUAGCCUUAUUUUUAAGACACUUAACAAUAAAGGCAAUUCAAAGAAGAACCAUGUAGUUACAGUCUGUCCUUCCUUUGUGAAACUGCUGCCCACAGAGAAGCUUUUGACACCUUUCUCUUUUUUUUCUUACUGUUUUUUUUCCCAUUGUUUUCAAUGCUUGAGGCAUCAUAGACAUCGAACCAGCUUGCAGUCAGAAACAUGGGUUAACUCUCUAAACUUGUACUUAAUUAUUUCAACCCAACAAUCCUCAUACUGGUUUUCUAGUUUUAUUCCUGUGCUUUAGCUUGGGGGCCUUGACUGAGGGGAGUAUCAUGGGAAAAUUCUUCCUUUGCCCAUUUUAGACAGUAGCCUUCAUAGCUCUCAGUGAUGUAUACUUUAAAAUUUUACCAUAGAUAGGAAAACAUACUGUGAUUGAACUGGCAACUAAAACGCACUAGACAAGAGCCCUAGGGUUCUAUUGGGCCAAAUUGCUAAAGAGCAGUUGCUGUGCAGCACACUUAUUGAGCUGUUUACAAUAACACAGACUGUUUAUUAGCAAUUACACAAAGUUAAGGGACAUAUUAAUCUAGGCAGUUGUACAUUGCACAAUUAUCUAAUGUGCUUUCAAAUAAUCUGUAUUAUGUUGAGUAGCAGAAGAUAAUUUGUCAUUUGUUUUUCCUUUCUCUCGGUCUCUAGGUGUAUUUUCACACAAGAAAAUAUCAGUUGGAUUGCUUUAUAUUCUAUUUGCCUUUUCUUCUUUUUUCUCGUUCAUCGUUAUUAUUAUUCUUUUUUUAUUUUUUUUGUUCUGAUCUAGUUGCAGGGAGGGUGCUGUGGGAUAGAGAAAAAAAUCUAGCAGUGAGAAUCCUGUAAUUAAUGCAAAGUACAGGAAGCUAUGCUGACAGAUAAGCUGAUAGCUCUGCAAUAUAUUGCUUGCUUAACUGACUUGAGGGACCCAGACCCAGGAGGAAAUAGUGACUUUUUAUUUUUUCCUUUUUCUGCAGGAAACAGCUAAACCAUGUGUUCUAAAAUUCUGCAGCAUUGGCUUUGUACAUUAUUCUGUAGCAUCCCUUUUUUAGAUAAUGGUUUCACUAAAAUAUCUCAAGUUCAUUUUUUGUACAAAUUAGAAUUUUUAUCAACAGAUUUGUAUCUAUUUGUAUCUAAUGAUCAUUAAAUAAUUAGAAUCUAAUAUAUAUAUAUUUAAGAAUUUAAUUUAUAUUGUUUACACCUUGUGUUCUGAUGGGUAGAAGGUCUUAUAAUUCUCAAUAAUGCAGCAAGCAUUCUUUGUUUGUGACAUUACACAUAGUGAAUUUUUGUUCUCCACCCUUCAGACCACAGACUGACAUCAUGUUACUUGCAAUAUCCAUGGAAAAGGUACUGUUACUAUGGAAGCAGGGUGGAAAAAAAAGGGAAAAUGGCAAGAGUGAUGCUUUUAGCUGACCAGUCAACUGAAUAUUGACCAACUGUCUUUUCAUGAGGAAGAAAUAGAUGGCAGUGAAUAAGCUUGAAUCUAGUUUUCCAAGAAGCUGAAUGAUUUUCCCAAAUCAAUACAGCUCAUCAGGCAUCAGAACAAAGGCUGCAGGGGGGGGGAUGCGACAGUGAUUGAGGUAGUGAUAGGUUCUUUGUGUUUAAGAGCAGGAAGACCCAGGGGAAUGCUAAGUCUGCGUUAUGCUUUUCAUUGCCUACUCAGUGUGCGUCUUUCAGAGAAGGUUUUCAAAAUGUGUCUUUUAUGCAUGAGAGAGAGAGAGAGAUCUGUGGAUAUAAAAGCAGGAAAUCUUAGCAAUCUAAUCUAAUUGUCAAGCAAUUAACAUUUUACAUGCCGAAGUAAUGAGCAAAACCAUUGUUUAGAUAUUUGUCUUCAGUCCUAUGCAGCAUGCACACAGUUUUCUCAUAUCUAUUUGUAUACCACAUUUGUGUACAGGGCCUCUCACAAUAAAGCCAUGUCAUAAUUUGCCCAGACCCCAUUUUAAUGGAGCCCUCAAAUUAUUUAGCAUUUCAUACCGGUGACUAAAACAGUUUUUGUAAGAGCAUUUGUUAAAUUAUGAUUGAUUGAUUGAUUGAUUAUGAUUAUAAACAUAGUCAAUGCACUUCUGAGCAUUUCCCAUUGCAUUUUGUCAUUUACACAUUAACACAAGGCACGGCUCUGCACAAUUAUUGUACUCAAAUUGCAAUUACUAAAUGUCAAAAGUCUACCAUCUCUAACUGCCUACAGAGUCACUCUAUCUAAACCAGCAAUUUCUAGCCCUUUUCGUGAUUUAAUCUGUGCAUAGUGCAUUAACACCAGAGAAAUGUGUCUUAAAGGUUUAUGAUUGUAGUAGCUGCAGCUCACUAGGGCAUAAAGUGUUUCAUUAUGCUUUUCUUUGUUACCGCUGCCCUAUCUCCUGGGCUACAUUGCACUACAUUAUUUGUUCAGAUAAAGCCCUAUGUUCAGGGUGACUAAUCUUAGCUCUGUGUUCCAGAUGGUUUGAUUACAGGAUGUGGUUAAAAUUACUCUUCGAACAUUUGGCUUAGCUAUAGGGCUGAAAAAACAAAAUGAAAUAAGCUAUGAUGCUGUCUCUGGUCACCUGGCAUAUUUCCCUUGCUUUAAUUGCUAAGUGUUUUUAAAGACUCCUUUGUAAAGUUCUAAGGUGCAGCCUCAAGUUUGCAUUCAAGCAUAUUUAUCUUGAAUGUGAUUUUAUUUCAGAUUAAAAUUAUAGGUCUGGACCUGUGGUCAUUUAAAUUAGAACUCUAUGAGAUAGCGACAGAGUGUGUGGUUAAAAAUAUAUUGGGGAAGCUGUGUUAAAUAAAUAUUGUUCCUGUGACAUGUACGCUGUAAUUGUCUUGGCGAAAGGUCUACAUGCUCCCAAUUACGGAAGCCUGAGACUUUUGUACCGCAUUGUAUACUUUCUUUUUUGUACUUUCCUUCAGUGAAAAAUAAACAAAAAUAAAGAAUGUUAAAACAUAAUAAUAAAUAUUGCUCCUCUACUGGAGAAAAACAUAUUUUCAUAUUCUAUUAAACCUUAGCAUUCGUUUUUUUGGAAAAUACAAGACAUUUUGAGCAGGUCACUCUCCACCAUGUGUUCCGGUGAACUUCCUUGUUUUAUCACCACGUUAAUUUAUUGAACUGGACUGAUAUAAUAAGUAUAACAUAAGUAAAAAAGCGUAUAUUUAUUUAUGAGUAUAAUAUAUAAACCAGCUGAAGCGAUUAGUAGAAAUGCAUUGGUUUAUUAUACAUGCUCACAUUUUCAUCAAGAAGAUAAUGUUUAAAAUUUAAAUAAUUAUCUCAUAACUUAAGUAAUAUGACUGUGAACCUAGUGAUGCAAAUGUAUAUUAAUGUGCAUUAUAGUAUAGUGUAUAUAUAUAUAUAUAUAUAUAUAUUCUCUACAUUUUAUUUUCCUUCACAUCAAUUUUUCAACUGACUAUUAUUUUAUUUUUUAUUACUAUUUGUUACAUAUCAAAUUUUGACAUUGUGGCUGUUUCAGCGAGUAGCAAUCUUCUAGUUUCUUAGGUUCAGUCAGGCUUCGAUCGUGCUGAUAUGAUUUAUUGUUUCACAAAGCGCUGGGAAAAAAAAAGGUUAAUUUGAUGUAUGUGACAACAGCAUUUGUUAUUGAUCAUAGCAUCUUUGGCUCUUCUCCAGUUUCUGAUGGUUUCUUUAAAGAUGAAGAGAUUAUGCAUUAUUUUAUUAUCAGAGUUUGAGAAAGUAAAUUUGAAAAUUGGCAAACUGUGCUACAUGCUAAUGGACCAGACUAUUAUUUUGAACAUGAAAGCAUAUAUAAAAAAAAAUUAAAUGGUUAGAAUUUGGAGUCAUUGAAUGAAUGUAAUGCUAAGAUGUUUCCAUUCCUGCAAUGCCUGUCCCACCAUCUUGUUUACUGCAACUAGUACCCAUAAUUCUCUGUCAUUUUUAGACUAGUAUGAAAAAUAAAUGUUUGAAUCUAAAAUUAGUUUAGGGAACAUGACUGGACCCUCACCUCUACUCGUAAAUUUUGAUUAAAAGACAACAAAUGGCUUUCAUUGUGCAUUUAGUUCCACAAAGCAGAACCCCUGUAGAUUCAAAAUGUACAGUGCAAUUUCCAUUAUCAGUCAUUUACAAAAAAUCAAAACCUAUUUUAUGCUGUACUGGGGCAUUAAAAAUGUUACAUGUUGGCUUUUUAUAAAUCACUUUCCUUUUACAUCCUUUAUGGUGUAAGUUAGCUUAUCUUGGCCCUUCAUUACUUCCUAUAAGUUUAAUUUGUAAAUCAAACGUAUUUAUGAAACAGUAAAAUGCUGGACAACUGAACCAUUAGUAGCGUUCUGCAAUUUUUUUUUACAAGAAAUCAGGUUUUAUAUGUUUGUGUUUUGUGCUUGUUUCCUUGACCGCCUAUUACAUAAAGUAUUGGCUGUUUGUAUUUAUCUUCCAUUUGAAAAAGGGUUAAUUUUUUUUUUUUUAAAUUGCUAUUUAUCAAGUCUCUGGGGACAGAUGCAAUUUACAACAGUGUCACCUCUCUGGAAAGCUGUGCUAAUGCAAACAACACAGUAUUUGACUUGCUAAGUCAGGAUGCAUUAUACAAUAAGUCAUCUUUGUUUGGACUGGUGUUGCAUGACACAGAUAACACAUAGUCUCUUGCAGUCAUAGCUAUUUACACCCUACUUACCCACAUCACAUUGUUGCCUAAUGGUCAAAGUAAUUUUAUUUCCAGCAUUGUUUGCUACAGUUUUAAGGUUCCUUUGCAAUCUGACAUUAAAGGAGCACUAUAGUGCCAGGAAAACAAACUCGUUUUCCUGACAAUAUAGGGACAUUAGGUCUCCCCCACCUUCAGGGCCCCCCUCCCGCUGGGCUGAAGGGGUUAAAACCACUUCAGCCACUUACCUUUCUCCAGCGCCGGGCUCCCUCUGUGCUGGGGAACUCUCCACCCCCUGCCGACGUCAGAUCCGAAUGCGCAUGCGCGGCAAGAGCCAUGCGCGCAUUCAAACAGCCCAUAUUAAAGCAUUUCUCAAUGCUUUCCUAUGGAUGUCCAGUGUCUUCUCACUGUGAUUUUCACAGUGAGAAUCGCGGAAACGCCUCUAGUUGCUGUCAGUGUGACAGCCACUAGAGGCUAGAUUAACCUGCAGUGAAACAUAGCAGUUUAUUUGAAACUGCUAUGUUUUCAGCUGCAGGGUUAAAACUAGAGGGACCUGGCACCCAGACCACUUAAUUGAGCUGAAGUGGUCUUUGGGUGCAUAUAGUGGUUCUUGAAUUGUGUAGGUCACUCACUCUCUGAACAGGAUAUUACUGCAUUAAAAUCUUCAUAUUUUGCAGAGAUAACACUCCCCCCUCGCCUCCCCCGCCCCCCUCCCCCCCUUGGGCCUCAAACACGUUUAUCCCUUUUCUAUAUCUAGGAUUGCCAGAUCACAUUAUUAAUUAAGAAUGCUUGUAAAAAUGCUUAUUUCAGGGCUGUAUAACUUAAAACGAUGCCCUGAAGUAUGUUUUGUUACAAGAAUUUAUAAUUCAAAUAGAGGCCUGACAAUCUUACCCUCAUCACACUGUCAUUUUUCAAAGAGAUAAGAAUUUGCUGAUGUUAUCAAUGUAGAAUCCCCAGUAAACAUGUUUAGAAAUCCCUGCAAGCAAGACAAUUCAGUCUUGUUAAAAUGGAUAAUACAAUAGAGUAACUUUUACUUCCAGAUGAAGGACAUAGGAUUUACUGGUUAUCUGCUCUCAGAGAAAAUGUAUUUUUUUUUGCUUGUGGUAAAAGGAAGGAUGAAAGUAAUGGUUUCUGGUGUAAUCCAAGCACAUUUGUUUUCAUUAAUCUAGGUUUCCAUUUUUAGUUUCCAUGUGAAAAUUGAGGAGGUAUAGGACUGUAAACUCAACACCGUGAAAAAUAUGAUUAGCGUUGUGACAUCAGAAGGUUUUCUGACCUGCAAUAUACCACACAAAAUAGUUAGACAGGAUUACAAAAGCUGCAAUGCAUAGCCAAAUGUAGUAUGUGUGUAUAAUUAAAGCUUUUUAAAAAAAAUAUAUAAUUCUUUAUUUUGAAGUAGACCAGUGUAAUGCAAAGCACAGUCUGCAAACGAGUUAAAUUAUUUAAAUUGACAGGUUAUAUAUUGCAAUAAGGAUCUGGAAUGUUACUAUUUUUCUAAAUUUACCAGUAAAAAAAAAAAAAGAAGUAAAAUGAAUGAGUGGUGAGUUGGCAAUAAUAAGCACCAGAAGUAAGGGGAAACUAAUUAUGUGGGGGGUUUGUAUAAUAAGAGACCCAUGAGUUCCCUAUCUUUUCAAAGGAAGUAGGCAAAUGGUGGACACUAGGUGACAGUUUAUACAUUCCUUAUUUUGAUACCACUGUCUUCUAUCACAUAAUUUAUGUAUUGAGAAAAGGAAAAGCUUCUACACAGAUGUAUACAGUACAAUAAACAAUAAACACAAAAUAUAUACUUGAUAAUAUGAUCUCGGUUAUUUAAUAAUAUGAAAUAUGAAAUUAGCGUAUUCUAUUUAUUUUCCUCAAUUGGUGUUUUUUCAUGUACAUUUUUUUAAGUUUUUUUUUUUAAAUCACAAUUACAUUUCUCAAAACCAAUCGGCUACAUGUGAAAUGUUAGAAUUGUGAGCUGCUGAGUUGCUGUGUGCUUUUUUAGUUAAUGUUAAUGGAAAAUAAUUAGAACAACUGCUUGUAUUUGUCUUUUUCUUCUUAUUGUUGAAACCUAAGAUACAGAUCUCUGUCCAAGCAAUCACAUGGCAGUUGUUGGCAGCUAGCAUUGACCAAAGUUUUGUUGGCCAUAGCUAACAAUUCUAGAGUCUUCAAGGGGGAAGGAAAUAGCAAAAAAAAAAAAAAAACCUUUCAUGAAGGGUUAGGCUUUAAGUACUAGUGCAGACUUUCCUGUUUUUCAUCUUAUUAGCCAUUAAAAAUGUGGGUUUGUUGUUUCUUUUAUGUUUCCUUUCAAGCUAUUUUAAUUAUACACAUGUGCUUCAUCCUAGGCUUCAUAACAAACCAAUCAGGUUUACUGCAUGUAUAGCUCUAAACACACCAACCUUCUGGCAAUACCAGUGAAUGUCUGUGCUGUAAAUAUAACAGACUUGCUUGAGACUUUUAAGAUGUUGGAAAUGUCUUUUGACACCACACAUAUACUAAGACACAGAAGCCUUGCAUAGAAAUGAACCAUGGCUUAAUAAAAUGUUUAAGUUGGGGGAAGUGUGUGGAGGAUAGCAGUUCUUGGUUUUUCUUUUACCUUUGAAUGUACUAUCUAUAAAUGGAUCAUUUAUUAUCAUAAAAUAGCAUUACUAACAUCUUGAAGAGGCAAAGGGUUACAUCAUGUUGUGCAAUAUUUAUAGAGAAAUUAAAUUUUUAUGUUGUUGAUUUUAUACACAUUGAAAUUGCCUCUGUUCAGAAAGUGACUUUGCUAGGGUCACACUAUCUCUGUUUUUGUGUGGCUUUAAACAUCUUUGUAAGUAAAAGUCAUUUAUCAUCUCUCUGCUAAAAGCAAUAUAGAUUAUUUGUGGUUAUUUUCUGAUUUAAUCCAUACAAACUGGUACUCGGCUUUUGCUAGCUGCCUGUUAAGUGAGAGCAAUUACGUUUAAUAAUAGCAACAUUUAGAGGUAGUGUUUUACAGCAGGACAUGGCAAAAGCUAUUUCCUGCUGUCAUUUCUAUCUUGAUUGUGCAUACACAUACACUAUUUCCUGUGGGUUUCAAUUUGAGGCCACUAAAACCAAGGAAAGGAAGCACGCCAACCACAGCUAUUAAAAGAAAUCUAACUGAAUCUGUGAACAUGCUUUAGAAAAUUACAAACUAUAUGAACUUAAUAGAACUUUCUUUUCAUUUGUAGGUGUCUUAGUUGUGAAUGUCACAUGGCGAAACAAAACAUAUGUAGGAACCUUGCUGGAUUGCACAAAACAUGACUGGGCCCCCCCAAGGUGCGUUUAUUUUUUUUUAAAAGGGUAACGUGAUCAACCUUUAAAUUUAAAAUAAAGAUAAGAGUAAUUGUAAUUUUGUCAUAAUUUUUUUUGUUUUGUUUUAUUUGCGUUAGUUGUGCAUAUGUUUUUAAGAUAUGUUUCAUAUUUUGAGAUUAAAUGCAAAUGAUUCAAAUCCUGUUUUUAUUCAGAUUCUGCGAUUCACCUACAAGUGACCUUGAAAUGCGUGGAGGCCGUGGCAGAGGAAAAAGAUCAAGAUCAGCAGCUACAGCAACAGUGGCACCUCCUGGGACUGAGUCAACUUUCACAGAAUCUAGAGGGCUUCAAAAUAAAAACAGAGGAGGAGCUAAUGGCAAAGGAAGGCGUGGAAGUAUUAAUACAAGUGGGCGCAGGACACCCCCAAAUUGUGCCAUGGAGGACAUUAAAACAAGUCCUUCACCUGCUGGAAAAAGGAAAAGCAAACCCCCAAUGGAACUAGACCUGAAUUCCAGUUCUGAGGACAAUAAAUCUGGCAAAAGGAUCAGGACAAAUUCUCGAAGCACUCCAACAACCCCACAAGGAAAAAAUGAGACUUCUUUUUUGGACCAAGGCUGCUCUUCUCCAAUUCUAAUAGACUGUCCACAUCCAAAUUGCAACAAAAAGUACAAGCACAUCAAUGGACUACGGUAUCACCAGGCACAUGCACACUUAGAUCCCGAAAAUAAACUGGAGUUUGAGCAGGACAGUGAGGAUAAAGUUUCUGACUGUGAGGAAGCAUUAAGCAAUGUGGCACUUGAAUGCAAUGAGUCAAGCACAAGUUUGGAUCAGUUAAAAGCACCCACAUCUCCAAGUUCACACUGUGCCCCAGGCACACCAAAGAGCAAAAGAGAAUUAGCAAAUAAUGGUCCAAAUCAGAUCGGAAAUCCUAAAAGUGGCAAAAAUUCUGGAAAAAAGAAAGGUUUAAAUGUUGAACUAAGUAGUCUACCUGUAAUUUCUAACAUGGCAGCCACACUGGACAAUUGUUCAACAUUAGACAGUACCUUAACAGUAGAAAUGCCAAAACUUGAAGCAGAAGGAAUUAUUGACAAGAAAACUGUAGGCGAGAAAGACAAAACUAAAAAAGCCAACAACUGCAAAAUUGAUAAAAAUCUUUCAAAGCUCAAAACUGCUCGGCCCAUUGCACCAGCCCCAGCCCCAGCCCCAGCCCCUACACCUCCUCAAUUAAUCGCUAUCCCCAGUUCAGCAUUUACAAACACUAAUACAGGGACAAUACCAGGAUUACCCUCUUUAACAACUACUGUUGUCCAGGCAACACCAAAGAGUCCCCCAUUAAAGCCUAUUCAACCAAAGCCUACUAUUAUGGGAGAGCCAAGCACUGUAAAUCCUUCUCUCUCAUCCCUCAAGGACAAAAAGAAAAAGGAAAAAAGAAAACUAAAGGAGAGAGAAAGUAAAGAGCCUGUAAGCCCUAAAACAGACUCCAAAAUUUGUAAAGUAGAGGAUUCAAAAGGAUCUGGAAAGGAUACGCCUGGGCAUUUUUUAAAAGAACAUUUGAGCAAGAGUGAAGUACUUGCCAACGGAUUAGGAGAAACUCAAGAGAGCCGUAUGGCAAGUAUAAAAGCAGAGGCAGAUAAGGUCUAUACGUUUACGGAUAAUGCACCAAGCCCUUCUAUUGGAAGUGCCUCUAGAAUAGAAUGCAGCACUGUGAUAAAUGGACAAUCUCCUAUUGCACCGUUGCAUGUUUUGACACAAAAUGGAGGUGAUAGUUCUGCUACCAAAACAAACAGCCCAGCAUACUCUGAUAUUUCGGAUGCUGCUGAUGAUGGGGGUUCUGAUAGCAGGUCAGAGGGUGUGAGAUCAAAGACCAGCUCUCCAUCUGAAAUUGUUUGUAAUAAAGACAAUAUUGUUAAGGGGCCCUCCACACCUAUACAGCAAUCAUCUCAAGCAAAAGAAUCUCUUUCACCAUAUUACCAUGGUUAUGAUCCAUACUAUUCGCCUAAUUAUGUGCACUCAGGACAGAUCAACAAUUCUGCGACUGGCAAUUCUAAUUCUGCACAGGUAAUGAAAAACAAAAAAGACACUGAAGAAGAAACUGAGAAAAAAGAAAAAACUGAAAGUGCAGAUUGUAAAAAGAAUGAAUUAAAUACCAGUAAUUUGCCACCUCAACAUCAGUCUGUUAUCACGCAACGGCAUCCUGCACUAGCUCAGUCACUUUAUUAUGGACAAUAUGCAUAUGGACUUUACAUGGAUCAAAAGUCUUUAAUUGCUUCAAAUCCUGCCUAUCGGCAACAAUAUGAAAAGUACUAUGAAGAUCAGAGAAUGGCUGAGCAAAAAAUAGUGCAAACCAGCAGAGAAUGUGAGAGGAAAAUAGAAAACCCUUCAAAGGAACUAGUGAAAGAGGAGAAGCUGAAAAACAUGCCAACGGCUACUGUUUCAAAAGCACCUUUAACACCAGAACCUGGUAAAGUUAACCCAAAAAUUGGAAUUGUUAAUAAAUCAGAUGAUUCUGGAAAAUCCCAGAUUCUAUCUAACCAUCAGCAGCUUCAAUGUGACAGUUUCAAGGCAAAGCAAAUGGAAAAUCAUCAGCUCAUAAAAGAAGCCGUAGAAAUGAAAUCUGUUAUGGACUCAAUGAAACAAACAGGGGUGGAUCCCACCAUGAGAUUUAAACAGGUAAAUUCUUCAACAGAAUUGAAGUGUGAGUUCUUUCACUUGUCAUGAUAAACUUGCUUUCAGAUGCUUGUUAAUUGUAUUAUUAAUGGUAAUCAUAAAUUGUUGUAGCAGGUUGUGUGUGCUGUUUCCUGCUGAGCUGUAGAGACACUUUAAAGUAAAUGCAAAUUAAAACUAAUGGUCUCUCUUUCCUUCAGGACUCUGACUCGAGAUCAUGGCAUCAUUACAUAUACCAAUCAAAGUACCUCGAGCAGCAGAAAUCAGAGGAAAUGGACAGAGAAAAAAAGAUAAAAGACGAUAACCUGAGAAAAACACCAAAUAAAGAGAGUGUUCAGCCAGUUGCAUUACCUAUUAUGAAAGAAGAGAGCAAAGAGGUUAAACGCCCAGAUUCUCAAUUAAUAGAAGAGGGCAAAAACAAGAAUGAAGACCGAAAAACUCCUGUAAAUUGGAAAGACUCCAGAAAUGCUAGAGUUGCAGUGUCCUCUCCAAUGAGUCAACAUCAGUCAUAUAUUCAAUAUUUGCAUGCCUAUCCAUAUACCCAGAUGUACGAUCCAAACCAUCCAGCAUAUCGAGCAGUGUCUCCUGUUUUAAUGCAUAGUUAUCCAGGUGGGUAGAAACAUAAAUAAAUAUGAGGUUUUACUGUAUAUUAUCAGAUUUCUAAAUUGUGUUUUUAUGUUUUGGUCAUCGUUAUUUAAGUCAAACAGGCAAACCCCCAAGUAAUAGACUUCUGCAACUAAUUUGCACAAUUUUAGUGUUGUGAUAAAAAUUGUGUUUCAUCAAAGUUGUAUGUGAAUAUAUUAUCUUUAUAGAUCUCUAGCUACCAUUAAGAAAGAUAAAAAAGUGAAACUUUUUAACAAACCUUUAUUUAAUCUACUGUUGUUAAACACAAGUAACAUAUACCAAAGUUGUAACCAUAUGUCUUAAAUCAGCUCCAGAAUGUAUUCUAAGUAGGUAGCAAACUGAUACGUUGGUAAGUUCACAGGACCUAUAAAUCAGAAGGAACAUUUAGAAACCAUCAUUAGUGUUUGAUAUGGACAUUGGAGUACUACAUAGAUAACAAAUGUCAUGUUAAUGUACUUGAAUGGGACACUCUAGGAUGGAUUUAUCAUAUUUUAAUGUAUUAUGUAUAAUAAAUAAUUAUAGUUUUUAAUAUCCUGUUUGUUGUAGAAAAUGGCUAGUUUUUAUCUCCUUUCUUUAUUGAUGCUGACAAGAGCAAAUGACUGAUUAAGAUCUCAGACAAAAUGUGAUAUUAGAUGUCUUUCCUAGAUAUUCAUGUAUUUAUGAUGUUUGCUGUAACUGUACAGCUAUAUGUAUCAUGCUAAUUGCUUCACCACUUCAUAGUAAGCAUGGUAGAGGACCAGUUGUAAUUUUGAUUUUAUAUUUUUUUUCCUAGGGGCUUAUCUUUCUCCAGGCUACCCUCACUACUCAGUAUAUGGGAAAGUAUCAGGACGAGAUGAAACUGAGAAAGCCAGCACAAGUCCCAGCAUUAACUCCAAAUCAGUACCAGAAUCAAAAGCAUUAGACUUGCUCCAGCAGCAUGCUAAUCAAUACCGCACCAAGUCCCCUGCUGUAAGUUAGUAUAACUUUAAGUUUCCCUGGUAUUUGCAAUUUGAUGUGAAACAACUGCAGUACAUAGAGCUCUGCGUCACUGAUUUUUACAUAAAGUGGGUUACACCUGUUUCACAAACAUAGGUCUGGAAUGUGAUUAAUAUUUAUUUUACAUAAAUUAAUUGUUCAGUUCUCCCAUGUAGUCAUGGAUGUCACCAAAAUGAGCAAAUACAAAAUCCAUCUCUUAACCCCAGAUGGAAUUUAUAUCCACCAAUACAUAAAUAUCAUGAUAAUAUCAUCUGCCUUUGGAUGCUAGAACACAGCCAAGCCAAGCCUGCCUGUUAAUAUUGCAGAGCAAUAUAUGUUUUAUGUUUUUGUUUUUUUCUCAUAUGCUGUUGGUUUUAAUAACUGUUAUACAAUACCUGUCUCUAAUGUAUAUAUAAGAAUAACUUUAACAAAACCCAAUAAUUCUGAUAGCAAAUUCUGCUUAUUUUUGGGAUUCUUUUAGCUGGCAGAAAAAGCCACAACGGAGCGAGAACGAGAAACUGAAAGGGAGAGGGAUCGGCAUUCACCUUUUGGGCAGCGGCAUCUUCAUACUCAUCACCAUACACAUGUUGGAAUGGGCUAUCCAUUAAUUCCUGGACAAUAUGACCCAUUUCAAGGUUGGUAUUCAUUUACUGCAAUUUAUUGCACCACUGACAUUUGGAGAAUAGGAAAGGAUUUUUGCAGUUUUUUAGUUCUUCUUUUAAAUGUAUUAAUGUUUCCUUAAUUUUUUUAUUUAAAAAAAAAAACAUGCUAGAAAUGAGAAAUAGCUCCUUCCCCCCUAUGGGCUCAGUCUUCACAAAAUUGUUAGUCAAUAAAUAUCCAUGAAUAUUCACAAACUCCAUUGUGUACUCUAAUGAACCUCAGAUUGAUCAAAAUAUAUUUCUUCUAAGCACUGACCAACUGAGCUAUUCAAAAGCAUAUUCAAAAAUAUAGUGGGUUUAUCUCAUUUAGCAUACAACGUCUUUUCAAAUUCCCCUUAGAAGAGGUAUAAAAAAGUAAAAAAAAAAAAAAAAAAAAAGAUACAGUAAAAUAGUAAGUUUCACAGUGGUAUGAAUUUAAAACCAGAAUGGUUAAAAUACUAAUUUUGGUACUUAUUGCAAUUAGGUCCAUGGUUGAGUCCUUUUCUAUCUAUGCUCAAAUUAUAUGCCCACACUUUGAUAAUGAUAUGCACAUUUUCACUCCCAUUUAAAAACAUUGUAGUAAGAUUAUUUUAAUAUAUUCCCACGGUCAGCCCCUUUACAAUUCCCUAUGUUUGCUUUUUUUUUUUUUUUUUUUUUGGAUAGUUAAGGGAGUGCAGUUUGUGAUGCAUGUGUACUGCAUUCAAUGGAAUGUACUCACAUGGGGCUUUUCCUUUAGGGUUGACAUCUGCUACCCUUGUUGCCACUCAGCAGGUGGCUGCUCAGGCAUCUUCCUCCGGUAUGUUUCCUACACAAAGAAGGUAAACAGAGUGUAAAAUAACAUUGUAUAUUAAAUAAAAUCACUUUUACAAAUCUAUGAAUAAUGGAACUUUUCAGUAUUGCCACUUUGUACAACAAUCAAGUGAUGUACAAUAAAAUAAAAAAAGCUUUACCACAUGGUAACAAAUUAAAAGCAACAACUACAAAAAAUCCCACAAAAAUAUCCACUUCAACCCAUUGUCUCUUGUAUAGUUUCCAGCACGAUGCUGAUGAAUGUUUUCAAUCUGUAGACUUAAUGUAGAAAUGCAAAUGAGAGUUCAAAUUGUCAUUUUAGAUUUUCUUUCUUUUUUUGUGAAUAUUUUAAGUUUCAGUAAGCUGAGUCAAGUGGCAGUAGCUGUGUUGAUUCAAACAGAGACAAAUUGAUCAAUUCCAUUGUUGUGUUUCAUAUAUUCAUCACAAGUUGCUUCAUAAUAAAAAACAAAGUCCUGCAUUUACUUUGUAUAACAAGAAGCAUAAAAUUAACAAUGGAUAUUUGUUGUGCAAUAUUUUCUUAUUUUAUAUAUAUUUUAAGAAAGAAAAUAGUGAUGCUUAAAAGUUCCCUGGUGUACUUGUGAAUAAUGUAUAUUACUGAGUUUCAACUUAACAUGAUUAUUUUAUAGAUUCUUAAACAACUCAAUAAAUGUAGCAUAAUGUUUAGAUUGUAAUCAAUAAAUGCUUAAUCUUCUGCAAUGUUCAUUAAGAUGAUUAUGGGCAGAUUAAAGCAUUUUAUAAGAUGCUCAUAAUUUUCACCUUUUUAUAGCUUUGUAACAUUUUUAUAUAGUAAAUGUUUAAUCAGCCUGGUUGUUUGAAAAUACUAUAGAAUGCAAACAUUUCUUGGUAUUUAAUUAUGUAGCUUUUUGUUGGCUUCAAAGCUAGCUUUGACAAGUUUAUACUGCAGAUACAGUAGCUAUGGUGGGAAAUAUAAAGAACGUGAAACCCUUUCUGUAAUACGCAUUGAGUAAACAGAACCCAUGAGAAUAGUGGGGAAUGCUAUUUCCAGGCUACAGAUGUACACUCAGUAAUUAGAGACACAAUGAGAAUUAUGUGCCCAUCAAUAGAGGCUUUGUGAAGCCCAAAUAAAGCUGUCCACAACUUGAACAGAACAUUUUAUACACUGACACACUACUCCGACUCCAGGCUUAUGAAUGUGAACAAUAUAUUUUCAUGUUGAAUAAUAAAAAAUAAAAAAAAUUAAUUUUUUUUUUUCCUCUCUCUUUUAGGGAAUGAAUACAUAGAAAAUGUACAUUAAGUCAUGUGACUGGAUCACAUGGGAGAGUGCUUUAUUACAGACAUCAGUUCCAUGGUGUUUAUCUUUAAUGCCUAAAUGGCAGGCAAAAAGUCAUUUCAUUUUUGUAAAUUGCAGAUUUUAUAACAGAGUAACAUGUUCCUGUAAUUAGACGUCUGUGUGCAAGUACAGCAUAUAUAUCUGUAGGUAUAUGUAUGUACGCAUCAGUAUGUUUGUAUUGUAUAUUUACAUGCACACAAAUAUAUAUAAAUAAAUAUAUAUAUAUAUAUAUAUAUAUUCUUUACUUUUUUUUUUUGUAUCGGUAACCAGGCUCGCACACCCAUGGGGGGGUCUGCUGCUAAUUUGCAAACCAAGCGGUAAAUUGAAAGUGUAUUUGUCAUGUUGGAAAGUGUUUACUACAAAUGGCUGUUUUCUUAUUUUCCCGAACGUGUAUAUAAUGUUAUGUAUCCAUGUGCCUAAAAUACUAAAAAAAUCUAAUCAUAUUGGCCAUAGACUCUAAAAGAGGCAGGCUGUCGUGACGACACUUUGGUACAAUGUAGAUGUCUAUAUGGUGGCUCCCAUUUAAGAUACAUCAGUGUAAAUGUUACUGUAAUAAUUGUUUUAUUGUAAUAGUGUAUUGUGAAAAUAUACAUAUGGAAGACAAAGGGUUGCCAGCACCAUACAAUAAUACUUUUGUACAUAAUGUAUAAAUGAAAAAAAAAGAAAACAAAAAAAAAGUAAAUAAUGAACAUCUGUGAAUAAUGUGUCUCUUUUAAUCUUGAAUGGCCAAUAACCCAAUGACCUGCAUACCAGAAGACAUCUGUGAUUGUUCUAUUACUUGAAUAGUCCUGCAGUCUUUUUUAAUGUUUACAAUUAUCCUGUUUUAGAAGAGAAACUUAAAUGCCAUUGCCUGGUUACUUGUUUUAUGCUGUAAUCUAGUUUAUUUUAUGUAAAAUGUAUAUUGAAUGCUUUCAUUUUUAUACCUGCCUUAAAUAAUUUGGCAAUCAAAAUAAAAUAAGUUGUUUUUUUGUA
Pelobates cultripes (western spadefoot toad) is the source of this 73594-nucleotide messenger RNA. NCBI's taxonomy places the organism in Eukaryota, Metazoa, Chordata, Amphibia, Anura, Pelobatidae. The record is from the annotation of a GenBank genome assembly.